Podarcis lilfordi (Lilford's wall lizard) is the source of this 74830-nucleotide messenger RNA. The record is from the annotation of a GenBank genome assembly. Lineage: Eukaryota; Metazoa; Chordata; Lepidosauria; Squamata; Lacertidae.
GUGAGCUCCAGCUCCCGCCGGCAGCAGCAGAGGAGGCAUCACCCCAGCCAGGCUGUCCUCGCUGAAUUGCGGCCGCCUUUCUAUCGAACGACCAGAAGGGACUUGCUGCUGCUGCUGCCGCCACCGCCACGACCACCUCCUCCUCGUCUUCUCUUUCGCGCGCCAACGCGGGAGCCCUUCGCGCCGGCAAUUUCGACGCCUCAGCCGCGCCAACUAAACCGGCCCUCGCGCAAACUUCCCCGCGCAAACUGCGCGGCACCUUUCACUCGCCGCCCCCCUUUACACCACACGCGACGUGCGCUCUCCUCCCCUCUUUUUUUGGUCCCUCAGACAUCACUCGCUCCCUCCUUGGAGGCCUCCCCCCCCCCAUCCUCUCUGUCUCUUCCCCCCUCUCCACCCCCGGAUCUAAGGGGUUUCCCCCCACACACACCACACGGAAAGCUCUCGCUCUUGGAUUUGCCUUGGGAUUUGCCAGGGAAGCUCGCGGAGGCAUGGUCGCUCUGAAGAUGCUCCCGCUCAAGCUGCUCUUGGUGGCCGUGGUCCUCUGCUUCUUCGAGGGGGAGGCCCGCUUUGGGGAGAGCGGGGGGGCCAAGAGGAGAAGGUGCCUGAACGGCAGCCCCCCCAGGCGCCUCAAGAAGCGAGACAGGAGGCUGAUGCUGCUGGAGCCGCCCCUCGGAGGGGAACUCAUGUGCCGGGGUUUCUACCCUCGCCUCUCCUGCUGCCCCAGGGCGGACAGCCAGGGCUCGCUGCACGUGGAGAACAAGGUAAAGCGCGCGGCGGCGGCGGGUGGGAGGGCUGCACACUCCGGGGCUCACCUGAGCAGCAGCAGCAGGAGGAGGAGGAUUUUUUUUUGGGGGGGGUCCUCCUCGUGAUCUGGGAGGGUGGAAGGAGACUCCUGGGGGAGAACCAAGGAGAGGUGGACCUGUAUCUGUCUGUCUCUCUCCUCUUCAGCAGGCUUGCAAAGGUGGUGAGAAGGCCAGCAGCUCUGGGGAGGUGUCAAAGGUGGCCUGAGCUUGGGUGCUUCAAGCAGUAGAGGAGAAAGGUGAGGGUGGGGGAUAGGUAGACGUCUUCACCUGGACUGAUUUCUGUUGGCCAAGGAGCCCAUGAAACUCUGGAGUGGCUCAGAUCUUCUUCAUCAACCCCCAUGUUAUCCCAAACUCAGGCUUAGCAAAGGAGAGAGGGCUGCAAUCCCAAACGGACUUUUGCCCGGGAAUAAACUCCGUUGAACUUUCUUGCAAGUGAACUUCCAUUGGCUCGCACUGUAAACCCCAUUAAGUAUAGUUUGACUUAGUUUUGAGCAUAAACGUGUAAGAAAGAUAGCGCUGUUGUUCCUCUUGGAUACUGGCACCUUUGAUACUGUUGUGCCCUUGUUUCCUUUCCCUCUCUUCUAGGAUGGGGUGCUAAUUUCAGGAACACGGUGUGUGGGUGUGUGGGUGUGUUGGUUCCUGCAGGUUUCUGUUGUCCCUCAAGCACAACAGUCCUUGGAAAACUUGUUACGAGGUUUUGGUUGGUAACUGAUGCUGGGUCUUCAGAGAUUGGCGAUGUCAAAAUCUGGACGCGGGGCAGAUAAUUAGUUUGUACAAAAAAACCCCCAAACCUUGACCGCAGGUUAACAAUCUAGGAUAACAAUUUAUUGGGGGGGGGGUAAAAUUGUGAAAUUUUGUGUACUACUGUAUAGUGAAGGGAUGCUGCAGCCCCUGGAAGCCCCAAUUGUCAAGUGGUCCCAUCUAGAAGAGAGCAGAAAGAAGCUGAGUUAGAAAACAGGUAGACUUUCAUCCCGGUCUGGAUGAGACAUGGGACGGGAGGGGGGGGGCAGAGAUGCUGCCAAUAAAGUCUGGAGGGUUUUCUUGGAGUCAGUCAACGCUCCCUGGCAGCCGUGGGACUGUAAAUUAAGGUGGCGGUGGUUUCCCCGUUUAUUUUUUCUGAGGGUAGAAAAGUGUGUACGAUUCUCUCCACAUGUUUGGUCAGGAAACUUCGGGUAGCAGAUGGUGAUUGGGAGAGCAGAUGAUGCCAGGACGCUGCAAACUUUUUACGAGCUCUUCCACCGAUUAGGUCGGUCCCUUGCUCUGGAGAGAGAAAAGGGGAGGGGGGGAGAGAGAGGAUUCCCUGAAGUUGUUCCUCGACAAACUGGAGGGGUUGCAAAUGGAUCUUUCUCAAACGGGAUAAAAGGAGGGUAUCUACUGGAUUGUGUGUGUGGAAAGAGAGAGAGAGAGAGAGAGAGAGAGAGAGAGAGAGAAUUUGCUUUUUUGCAGCGUGACAGUUUUAACGUCAUUAGACUUGAUGGCAUUCUGAGGAUAAAUGAAAAAUCCUAGGCAUCCUGGAAUAAGAAGGGCGCCUGUUCAGGGGUCUGCUGUUCUUCUGCGUUCCAGCGUGUUGGUGUUCUCUAAGUUUUUCAGGCUAUUGUUUCCAUCAGAAGGGCAAUGUGUAAUGCUGGAUCUAGGGAGGGAAACGUGAUGAAUAAAUGUCAUUGAGAAUCACUGCACGUGAAAUAAACAAUCAGGUGUCUUUCUCACUGCCCCCUCUUUCCCCCUGCUCCCCCUUCCAGCUUUUAGGUUUAAUUAAGAAUUCCUCCGUUACAACACUGCAGUUGUCAAGGUCUGAGAGCGUCUUGGAAAACUUGUGUUUCAGUCUUUCUGGCCCAAGCAUAAUAAAAAAAAAAAUACCCAGCCUGAAUCGAAUUUUUAUGCUCAGUUCACGGUAGAUUUCACUCCAUUCUCAUGUAAACAGCUUCUACGAAUCAACAUAUGUGUCUGGGUGGUAUCUCUCACUUUGUUUUGUAACAAAAAGCCAUAUUGCAUCAUUUAAUUUGCUCAAGUCAUGCAAAUAGGGAAAAAAUCAAUAGGACAAAAAGGGGUCGACUUAUCCUCCUCCCCACUAAACUGCUGCCCACACACAGAGUCCUGUUGCUUAUGGCAAAAGAAUAACAACAACACCAUUGUAUUUGUUGGUUGGUUCGCUAAUGGGUGAAACUGGAGAACAUCAUUCUCCUUCAGUCCCCAGCUCUGUCCAAAUGCUCAUGCCUUUUGAUAGAGCAUUUGUCCUAUCGCCUCUGUUCCCAGAUGAGCGAGAGCUGUCUUUGCUGCAGGGAUUUCAGCAAAGGAAACUCUAUUCUUACCAGAUGCAGCAGGAGUUUGGUUGAAUAUUUUCUCCGCAUGUUUGGCCAGAGGUAGUGUCAGCAAAGCUCCUGUGUGGUAAUCACAUUAAACUACACACUAACUACAUUCAGAUAACCUCCUAAAGUCUCUAACUGAAACCCACAAAUGCCAGAGUCAAGCGUGGAGGGGGGGUGUCCUUAAUUUAUCCUGUUAGUAACAUAUAGAAAUGAGCAGCAGCAUCUGCUGGAUGGACUCUCUGAAAUCUCCCUGUAAUAAAUAAGCUCUCUGUGGUGGAUUAAAGGUGAGACAGACUUUACACAAUACUUGCAUUUCUACCCAUUUACAGAACUUGAUUUCUUAGCACUCUUUCUUUUGUGGCUGGUGACAUCUAAAAACACUUUUAACUGGAAGGACAUGAUUUAAUGUAUAUCUCAACCCAUCAUUUCAGGCUAUGUCAUAUCCAUAUAUAUCAUAUCAUUCAUUUAAACAAAACUUGGCAAUAAACAUUUUUGCACGUCUGUGUACCAGAUGGACAAAAAUAUGCAUUUUUUCCAUUUUCAUGUGCAAUGCAAUCCUAUUCAUGCUUACUCAGAAUCAAGUCCCAUUGAUUUCAAUGGAAUUUACUCUCAGGUAAGUGUGCUUUGGAAAGUUUGCCACUUCUGAUUCAUGUGACACAUAAUGGAUGACUUUCCAAGCAAAAUGUGUCUAGUGCAUUUAGUGAUAGCAGACUCUGAACAGGGUGCUCUGGAAAUGCUCCAGGAAGUACGUCCCUAUGGCUGUGCUGUGACACUGCACUUAUGAUAUACCCACCCACAGACAAGGGUAAGGGUGAUAAGAAAUAAGUGUUUCAGCAGUUUUUAAAAGUAAUGAAGCACACUCAGCAGUCAUUUCUAAUUACAAAAAGGCUCUUGGUUUAAGACUACAUUUGUCAACCCUCUGGCAAUUUAAUGAUCAAAUUAUUGAUCUGUAUUUCUAAUGAAAUGCUGCCAGCCUCUUAAGUAGUGCAAAGCUGCAACAGAAAAUGAACAGACACAUGAAAUUACAGUCUCCCUUUAUCAUCUUUAUUUUGUUUUGUUUUGUUUGCAUGAUGUCAUUGACAUUUUAUCCCUACCUUCUGGUGCUCUGGAUUAUUCUCCAUUUACCAUUUGAUUCUCUAAAUUCAUAAGCAAAUAAUGACAUAUUAAAGUUUUGUGCAUUUUUUAUUUUUUUUUAAGUUUUCUUACAGGCUGUCAAACACAGUGAUCUUCUCUACCUUAGUUGGUUUCACAGCCAAGGCUGUCAGGGAAUGGGUGAAAAGUAAUUGUUUUCAAGUGUGCCCUUUUACAAUCAUUUGUUUGCUCUGGCUCUUUCUUCAACAAAAGCUAUUGUUGAACACAUCCAACUAAACAAAUAACUCAUCUUGGGGUCCCUGUAACAGCUGCCUUGGUACAAUGAUCUAUUUACAUAUUGUCCUAAAAUUGAAACUGAACUCCUUAAUGACAUAAUCUAGUACUAUAGUACCAAAUGAAGCAUAUGCUGAAACUAGCAGCUGAACCAUCUUGAAAGCAUUCUGUUCGCAGGAAUAAUUACUUGUAUACCAAAUACUGCUUCAUAUUAACAUCAGAACUGAAUGCUAUGAUUUUUCUGCUGACUUGCCUCCUUGCACCCAUGUGAAAUGGUACAAGUUGUGUUGGCCAGAUUCUCUUGUAAAAUCAGAAGAAAUUAUGCUCCUAUAUGCCUGUUCCCUUUCACCUUUAGCUUAAUAGUGCCAACCCAACUUUGUAAACUACAAGUCCCUGCAUAUUUAUCUCACCUGCCUUCUCUUGGCUUCAGCUUCCUGGGUAGAGAUUAAAGGAUGAGUUAACAUAUGUUAUGAAUCAGUCAGUAGGCAUAAUAAUUAGUAAGCAUACUGUAAGCUUAAGCCACUGUAAUUUCAUGGUUCUACAUAUGGCUUUUGGAAACAGCAAACUAAUUUGAGUAUAACAAAUCUGAUUUUUUUUAAAAAAAAUGUAUGCUCAUUCUUAAAGAUACAUUUUACAUUUGGGGGGAGGGGUACAUUUAUUCAGAUUAAUCCACAUUUGCCAUGCCCAUGACAGAUUUGCCAGUGAGUGAAACAGGGUCUGUAGGAACUGAUGCAUGCAGAAAGUCCCAGUCCCUGACAUCAUCAGUUAACAGGAUCUCAGGUAACUGAUCUGUAAUCUGAGAAGGAAUAAUAGCUCAGUGGUAGAACACCUGCUUGGCAUGCAGAAGGUCCUAGUCAAAAGAAUAAGGUAACAGAUUAUGUGAAUGGCCUCAGGCUAAGAGCAGCUUGCCACUCAAGAGUAGGCAGUAUUGGGCUGGCAUAAAGCUGAGCUGGUAUAAGCCUAUUUCCUGUGUACCAGAACUCAUAUAUAGCAAAGUAGGCUAAGUCUGCAAUACGAGAGCAGUAUGAACUAACAUACCACACAGAGACAAAAUCAAGUAGGGCAUGUUCACAUAGAGACUUUCUCACACCCCAUUAGGCCUGUUUCUCUGGGCACACCUUUGAUGCUGUGUGUGUGUGUGUGUGUGCGCGCCACCAUAGGUGAGGGAAGUCCCUGUGUGAGUGUGUCCUUAAUGUGUAUUUCAUAGGGCCAAUCCAACCAUAAAGGCAAACUAGGCAAAUCUAGAGUGUCAAAUUCCAGGGGUGCCCACUACAGAGCUGCUUCCUGUGCUUUUGGAGGAGGCAAACAGGGGCAGCUUAGCAGCUCAAGGCCUGUGAGAGAGGAACCCCAGUGUCCCAAGAGCCUUAAACACUGUAGUAAAAGGGAAGAAAGUAAUGUAGUGAGAGAUAUUUAAAAAGAGGACACAAGAAUUACAGCCUAGUCAGCUUUUGUUCAUUUCAUGUGCAAUACAGUAGUCUGAAUUUUUGCAGGACGCAGCAACUGCAACUACCAAGUUGCUUGUGAGCUUUCCUUGCUCAACCCCUGCUCUGUGGCUGCUCUGCUUCUCCUCUCUCUCAUGCCCAACAAUGCUGGCCUUCCACUGUCAGCUGUGUGGAAGUCCACCCCUUGCUGCUUUGGGUGGCAGCCCUGCCUGGGCUUGAGUUCUGUGAGCUGGGGGUGCAAGAGCUGGGCAGAUGUGGGUGGCACCACUUUGGGAAGGACUCAGGGGCAAGGACCACCACCAGUAGAUGUUAAUCUACUGAAUGAGGGGCUUUAUGUGGGCCUUUUAUUCUGUGAGAUUGGCUGUUUUGCCCAGUUAAAAUUUAAAAGAACAGUCUGGGCUCUUAUUUUUCUUUUGAGUCUUGGGUUGAUGAUUUUUGUCUGCAGUAGGAUCAGUUGGGGAGAGCUCAGCAGGCCCCAGCUGCAGUGAUGAAGUAUGGUGUGAGAGAAGGGUCAUGCCAAGUAAGGGGGACUUGACACAGAGAGUUGGUGGCUGUGUCAGCUUCUUCUCUUGCCAGAGUAAUUGUGGUUGUUGUUAUCAGCCAGCCCUCGGAUGCUGUUAUUAAGUACCAGGUCAGUUUUAAAUAAAAUCUCCCUCUUUCACAAUUUGUGAAUGGUGAAGCUGAGCUGGCUUGUAUUACCAGUACUUGCUGAGUUUAACUGAUCUUACCCAGCUUUCCCUACCUGAGUACUUGGUACAGUGUCAGGGCAAACUUGGGGGUCAGGGAAGAGGGGUUGCUGUGACAGUAGAAAUUGGAUCUCUCUCUCUCUCUCUCUCUCUCUCUCUCUCUCUCUCUCCCCAAGCUUCCUGUUUUCUUGAGUGGGACUCUAGUGUGUCUGUGCCUUUUAUUGGGCAAUUGGAACAGAUUAGGGAUUCAGCUAGUUUACCAUCCAGCCUGCUGCCCAGCAGUCUUUCUGCCUGAGCUAACAGAAGUGGUCUUGGAGGUAGUGUUGUCCCACCCCACCCCCCACCCCGGGCUGUUGAUCCUAGGGGACUUCAACAUUCAUGUUGAGGCCACUAAAUCUUGGAUGCCUCAGAACUUCUAUGGUCACAAUAACAACCAUGGGGUGCUAUCAGCCUAAUGCAUAUGGCAGACCACACUCCGGAUCUGGUCCACCAGCUGGGAAGAGGGUGAUCUGAAAGUGGGGGGGGGGGGUUAACUUAAGUUGCUUGUCAUAGUCUUAUAAUUUCCUGUUCAGAUUUAGGUAUUCAGCUGCUUUCUCCCUCUUCAGCAGCUGGAGACCUAUUAGAAUCGUCUGCCUUUUGGAGGCUGAUGGAUCCAAUUGGGUUCCAGGCUACUCUGGGAGAUACUGCUGUCAAAAUCCUAGUUAACCCAUGGACUAGGUGGAAGAUGUGGACUAUGGUUGCCCUUGAGCACCCUGUCCUGUUUGGUAGAGCCAAAUUGACUUCUUGGUAUCACCAGAGCUUAGAGCAAUGAAACAGCUUGAGUACACGUAGAUGAAAAAUCCAGAUGAAUGCAACUGAACACUAGUGAGUGUUCAUUAUUAAGUCUCCUCAAUAGUAGUGAAUAUAAUGAAGAAGCACUUUGCUGCCUCAAUUGCAUCCUCACUAUGCCACACAACAGAGCUUUUUGGGUAGUAUGGAGCCUUUUAUUCUCGGCCCAAAGGAGGUGGAUGAACCAAUGUGAACCAUUGUGACUUUUGUAAAGCAUUUUGGGGAUAAAAUCCCUUGUAUCCAAGUAAGAUAAAGUAUCCCUGCAUGGUUAAAUCCAGUCAAAUUCAACAUGGGGUGCAGCGUUCUUCUCCACUUUCAGGCUAAGGGAGCCAGUGUUUGUCCACAGACAGCUUUCCAGGUCACAGAACACCGUGACAAACGCCAGAGCACACAGAAACACUGUUUACCUUCCUGCCACAGCAGUACCUAUUUAUCUACUUGCUCUGGUAUGCUUUCAAACUGCUAGGUUGGCAGGAGCUGGGACAAAGCAGGAGCUCACCCCGUCACGUGGAUUCAAACUGCCAACCUUAUGAUUGGCAAGCCUAAGAGGCUUCAUGGUUUAGAUCACAGCGCCACCCAUGUCCCUGUCCCUUGUAUCCACCAUGCCUUUCACUGCAGCAGGUGACUCUCAACAGAUAACCAGAACGCUAUCUUGUCCUGUUUUGUUAAGUUGAUAUGGCUUGAGAAUAUGGACAAAAUUGUUGGAUCUGCAUAGGUGACCACAUUUGCUCUUGACCCUUGGCCUUCAUAGCUAAUGAAAACUAGUAAAGAGUGGGUGGCUUGCUCAACCAGGGAGGUGAUUAACAUCUCUGUAUAGGAGGGAGUUAUCUCUAACUGCUUAAAGGAAGACAUUAGACUUAAGAAAUGCUCCCAGGAUUCAGAGAAUUUAAACAACUAUUGACUGCUACUGUCCCCUUCUUGAGCAACACUGAGUAAGUUGCUACUAACUAGAUCCAGGCUCUGUUGGAGGAGACUGAUUGUCUGGAUCCAUUUCAAUUGGAGUUUAGGCCUGGCUUUAGCAUGGAAACUGCCUUGGUUGCCCUGUGUGUUGAGAGACAGGCAGAGUAUGAUGCUGUUGAUUCUCCUUGAUCUCCCAGAAACUUUUGAUACCAUUGACCAUAGUAUCCUUCUGGAGCAUUUGUCUGAGUUGGAAGUGGGUGGUACCACUUUACAGUGGUUUCAGUCCUACGUGGAUGGUCAUCUUCAGGCAGUGGUGCUUGGGGAUGUUGUUUAACCCCAUGAUCCUUCCUAUGAGGGGUACUGCAGUGGUCAAUUUAAUUGUCAGUGCUAUUUAUUGUGGCACCUUAAUGACUAACAGAUCUGUUACAGCACAAUAUUCCACGGGCUACAGUCCACUUCAUCAGAUUUCCUUUGAAGCAAAAUAUUUUAGUGCAUUGUAUGUGGUAAUUGUCUUACCAAAGUUAGGAUGUCUGUGUUAUUAACAACUGCUUUGUGAAUUACCACUCUUUAUUAUGUAAUUAUCACUGUCUGUAUUCUUUUUCUGCAUUUCAUUUCCCUGUUUACAGUAUCCUCUCCCUGUGUAUGUAUAUACCUGUAAAUUCAUGCACCUGAUAAAGUGGACUGUAAUCUACAAAAGUUUAUGCCUUAAUAAAUUUGUUAGCCUCUAAGGUACCACAAUGCUCUUUGUUGUUUUUAAAACAACAGUGUUUUUACUUGUCUGCAGAAAUCAGAAGGGAGGCUGUUAGAAUUACCCUAGGAGGGGAGUUCCAUGAGAAUUAGCUCAGAGCUUGAAUAUUCUAGUGAAUUACCUCCAACAGCUGCUUAAAGCUUGCAGCUGCCUAGAAGAAAACACAGCAGUUACCUCUUGGUAAAACUUGAGCUAUGCACAGCCCAUCAGGAAACUAUGUGUAAUGUUAAUUUUAUAAUUUAUUAAUCAUAUUCUACACAUACAUAGACAUCCUAACAUAAUGUACAAAACGCAAUAAAACACAGGCAAAAACAACACAGUAAAUAACUGGAUAUAAAUCUAAAAGUUUAUAUCUACAUAAGUAGAGACCCAUGUGGCAGAGGCAUUUUCAUCCAAGCUGGGAAAGUUUAUCAGAUAAACAAAUUCAGUUGUCUGCAAAUGCAGAUAAUGAGUGCCUCCUCUUGAGAGGAACACUGUUCCACAGAAUAGGGGAGCCACACACAAAAAACCCUGUUCUGACUUACUGUGGAAAAGGCUUCUAAGAUCGUUGCAACUUGAAAUAGAAUCUCUCCCACAGACUGCAAUGAUCUACUGGGUAUGUAAGGGAUAAGGCAUUCUCUCAAUUAAUGAGUAAUAAGUUGUCCAUCUUUUGAGUUUUAUUUGUGGACUUCUUUUGCCUGGCCUAGUCUGAUGCAUUUUUCUUUUCUCUGUGGUCAAACUAACAUAAAAAAAUCUGUACCCCUUCAUCACAGCAUACUAUGUGUCUUUCUCCUUGUUAUGGCUUCCUGCUAGACAGUUUCAGCUUCCUUUUUCCAAGCUACGGCUUCUUUUCAGACCUGGUGACAUCAGGUGAUGCAUUCAGGCAGUUACCAACAACUCAGUGCUACCUUCUCCUCAUCAUGCUCUUUAUCCCUUAUCUGUGGUGCUUCCAUCACUUCCAGUUCCUCCAUCGGCAGUGGUGCCACCUCCACCUCCAUGGAAGAUGUAGCAGUCAUUUGUCCCAGGAAAAGAAGUUGUGUACUGUGCUGCUGAAUUGGAAGCGCAGAAAGCUUCCAUUUGGACAUACCCUUUAUGACCUUAAGGAUGAAGGGCCAACUUUGCUUUGAGAUGCCAAAAUCUAGUGCUGAGACAGUUGCCACACUGGGGAUUUAAACAAUUAACAGUGUAUAAUAGAACUAAAGGAGAGUACUGUACAAUUUUCUGAAUUGUCAGUGCUUCACAAGUGCAGGCCAUCUUGAAAAAUAUGCUUUAAAAUGUCAUAUGGUUAAAUUUAGGUGGGUUUUUUUGCUAAGACAGUUCCAGUGAAUUGAGUGCAUUUCACUGGCACAAGUGUAAUGAAACCACUGACAGAUCACUUAGCACGAUGAAACACUCUCUCUGAUCUAAUUUGACUCCAAGUUUUAUGUGAUUGCCACCAAGCCAAUAAAUGUGAUGACUCCAAACUUUUUUACAGUACUGUGGUGUCUCAGAAGAGCCAUGAUACAAUAUACACUAAUUAUGGGCUGACUCCAAAUUGAAUUAAGUAAUAGAGCUGGAUUUGGCAUAGAAAAUGUUUAAUUCAAGCAGAAUGAAUGGAGCAAUGUAGCGAAAAAUUACUGUACUCUUUCCAAAAGAACUGCUCAGUAUGACGUUACAGAGACUGAAACACCACAUAUCCCACAUACUCCAUGGUCUGAAUAACAUUGUUAAGUGUUGAAUAUCAAAUUGAUUCUAGGUUGUAAAAUCUCCCAGAAUGCAGAAUGUGGCUGGGACAUUAUCCAUAUUAUAUUUUUAAAAAUCUGAAAAAUAUAUAUAAAAAGACAUCCAUAUGCAUGCUGAAAUAAAUAUUACAUUUGACUUUCAGGUAAUAAGUUACAAAUAAAUGGGAACAUGUAAGGAGUGAAAUAUUGUCAUGUAUUUUUUAUAUAUAAAUGCAGUUGCUUUUUGACUGUAGAGCUUUUCAAUGCAAAAUGGUUUAGUGGCCAAUUUCUAUAUUCUUGGGGGAGCCAUAAUAUUCUCCAGAUAGUGGCCUACAGGCGGAAAAUCUCUCUUAUGAGGGCUGGGGUCAUUUAAUAAAGUUGGUGUCAUCUAGGAGGAAGGAUUUCCCUGUUAUGGCACAUACAAAAUCCAAAGAGUACUGGAACAUUAAAGUCUGGAAUCACAUUCAUGCACUCUCUCUCUCUCUCUCUCUUUCUCUCUCUCUCUCUCUCUCUCACACACACACACACACACAGACAAAGAAAGACCUUUUGAUAACAAUUUUCAUUUCAAAUGCAACUGCUGGCAAUAUUUUACAAUCCACUUUUAGAAAAAUCUGUUGACUAGAUUAAUAGAUCUUAACAUAGACUGAGGGCUUCCUGUUGACCAUCCCUGGUAUGGAGUGUGUCAUGUAAGUAUAUCACAGAGGACUUUCAUGCAUGGGAGAGGGAGGGACGGGAGAGAGGAUUUAGAUGACCAUGGAAAGGUGAAAAUAAACUAAAUUGUUCACCAGUUUGUAUUGAAAACUAAACUGGAGAAAAAUUAUGUUUCCAUAUUUGAAACAUUAUGAGCCCCCAAGUUUCAUACUGACAGGACAGGAAAUAUGAGAUUUGGUGAAAUCACUAUGCCAAGCAAUCUAAACCAUAUAAGCCAACAGCUGUUGUACUUACCAGAAACGCAGUAGCCAGCUACCACUACCACCUUCAUGAGCUUCUCUGUUUAGUAUCCCAACGUUGAUCAGAUUGGAAUGAAAACCAAAGCAGGAUGUGGCCAAUUCUAUGGAUGUGUUGCUGGCAAAAGGGAAAGUUUAGUCAUUAAGCCUGAGGUUCUCUAUUUCUAUUCAACUAUGAAUUUAAUUAUGACAAGUUUCAGUGACUGUUCAUUAUACAUUGUGCAUUCAUUCAGAUAGUGUUCCAAAUGUUAAAAGCAAAAAUACUCAUAUUUUUGUUGAUGAAUGUGGUUUCUACUGUGCUGUAGAUCAACUUCAUAAGAUUAUAUGUGGCCAGUGAUAAUUAAGCAAUCCCAUUCUAGAGCUAGCAAUGAGUUGGCUUUUGACUAAACUGACUGGCUUUCAGGGCUGCAGAAAAACUGCACAGUCUCGUGCUAAAAAUACUGGUGAAUUAUGGGUGCUCGGUUGCUUAGACUUAUGUGUGUUUGCCGGUGACAUUGCUGCUUUUACAUGUAUUCCUGUAUAACUGCCCUGCUUAAACUGGCAUCGGAUAUUUGCAUUAGUUCACAGGCCUUUUUGCAGGAGGCGGGAAAGCUUAUAUGUCUCUGGUUUGUGGCUUGCAGAUCUUUUCAGUUACCAACAACACAGAAUGUGUGAAGAUGCUGCAGGAAAUAAAAUGUGCACACUGUUCGCCGAAUGCUCAGAAUCUGUUCCACUCAACUGAGAAGGAGGCACUGGGAAGAGAACUAGUCCUUCCUUUCCUGUGCAAGGAUUAUUGUAAAGAAUUCUAUUACACUUGCAGAGGUCACAUACCAGGUAAAUCAACAUUGUAAAUAGUAAUGUAUUAUAAUUGUGUAUACCUUUUAUUGCUAACACAUUGUGCAAAGCAUCCUAUGUGUGUCCUAAUGUGUUUUAUUCAGAAAAUACUGUUCAGGAGUCUUACAAUUGGAUCUAGAUAAUCAGAUCAUCUACAGUUAAGUGUUUCUUUUCUUAAAAUUCAUUAUGUUAACUUGGCAUAGUGUACAGUUUGUCCCGUUCUCCCCAUGGGACACUAAACCAUAACUCCUGGGCACUGCCCUUUAUCCAGUUGCUUAGUCUCGAGGCAACAGGAUCUAGGCAACAGGUCCAGAGUGCAAACUCUGGUAAAUCAGGAUUGAGCACAGGCUCUGCAGGACCUGGGAGAGCUCCCAGUGGGUGUUCCCAGAUAAGGCAGAGACCAGCACCUAACUGGCAACUUGCUUCUGGCUUGAAGCAUCACACCUGUGUGCAAAUGAACAGCCUCAGAAUGUGCAUUAUUAUUUCUCUUCUGAGGAUCUCUCAUGGAGAAGAGGCCUGUUUUAUACCUUUCGCUGGAGUGUUGUAUGUCAGAAAAGUGGAACUAAAUCUGAAACUGUUCUCCUGCUUCUGCAAAUACUAUAAAAGGGUCACUGCUUAAUGUUUUGCAUGCAAAAGGUUCCAGGUUCAAUCUCUGGCAUCUUCUGGUAGGGCUGAGAAAGACUCCUGCCUGAAACCCUGAGGAGCUGUCACUACUUAGUGCAGACCGUACUGAGCGGAAUGGGCCAGAGAUCUGACUCAUUAUAAGACAUCUUCCUAUAUUCUUGUGCACAAGCAGAAGAAUGGGAAUUGCUAUCGAACCUAACCAACUACAGCACUGUUUACAAAAUAGCAUUAGUGGGGUUUUUAUUUUUUAUUCAUGGUUCUUUUGAUUCAACACUAUAAUUUGGAUUCAAAGUGGAGUUAUCAUCAUCAUUACAAUAUUUAUUAUUUUGUAUAGCACUUAAAAUAAACUAAGCAUUUAGUUGCAAUUGAAAGCUGCCCAAAGACAUUCAGCCUAAAUAUUGACAAGCCAUUGGGGAAGGGGACAUAGAAAAAAUAUGCAAAAUAUGGAAAUGGUAUAUGGGAGAAACUGUUGAUGUAAGUUUAAUAUUAUUAUCACACUUUAAAAAAAUUGUAAACAAAAAAAAAAGCACACCCAGAAAAACAGUAAGGGAGGAAGACCAAGAAAAAAGGUUGGGUUUUCAGGAAUGUUUCAAACGAAGUCACAGAGGAAAGUAAUCCCAGCCAUAGGGAGAAAUGGAAGACCAGGGAAAACCCCUCAGUCCAAAUAGAGGAUCAAAGGAAAGGCAAGCAAAGAAACAGGAGAGUGCCAGGUAGCAAUAAAGGAAGUUGAUGUCCUGUCCUCUUUGAAGCACUGUGCUAAAAGGGCCAUAUCAGAGGUCACAGGCAGCCUCAGGUGGAAUAGUGGGUGUUAAAUCAUCAGCGAGGAGCCCCAAAAUGCCUGAUGCCUCAGAAAUGUUCACUUGAAAUUUUGAAAUACAAAUAUGGACUCAGAAGACUACAUGAGAUGUCUACUUCAUUUUUUAAAAAGUUUGUUGUCCUUUUAAGAAAGCUGAUUUUGUAGUAAUAUAAGUUAAACAUAUCUAGAGGACUAAAGCAAACCUUCAACGUAUUUGUAGGAUUUGGACCAGUUCCAUGGUGUUGCUAAACACAUUGGGCAAAAUAGUGGCGUUUGAUAAACACAUGAGACCACAGCAUAGUAAAUGUUAUUCUUAAUGUAUUAUGUAAUAGAGAAGAGAAUCUAGGCCAUGAGAUCUAUGGUGACCAUACAUGGGACACAAUCCAGAUAAAUUUACAUUGUGCUUAAGUCCUUUGACACCAAUGGGUUUUAGGAACACUCAACUUUCUCUGGAUUGUCCCUGUAGUCUACUAUCACCUUUCUCUGUACUAUCAAAAUGUUUUGCAGGGGAUGUCUUAUCCUCCAGCUGCUCCAACUUUAACCUAAUUAUCAUAAAUUAUUCUGCUUUUUUUUUUACUUUGCAUAUAUGCUACUGUCCCCUAGCAAAGGAUUAUGAGCACAGUGCAGGCAAAGACAGACACUUUUAAUUCCCACUGUGAUUGUUCCACAGUGCUUAAAUGCCUUCCAUUUAAAUUUAUGAGAAUUAAUUUGCCCCCAGGCAAAUUAGACACUACUUGUUGCUUUUUAAAAUGUUUCUGUCUAUCUCUAUCCACAAAAUGAACUGUGUCCUGCUCUCUGAUAUUGUACCACCUUUUGAAAUACAAAGUUGUGACUAUAUAAUUGCAAAGCAGUUUUUCCUUGCAUUAUCUCUUUCCAUGUUUACCUUAAAAGUGUAAAUUAUGCUGUCGUAUAGGAAAGCUGAGGCAGUAAGACUCUUAAUGCCAUGGUUUGGCACUAAUGUGCACAAACAGAACUGUGUAAAACUGAGUCUCAGCCUUGUGUUCUCCAUCCUUCCUCUGAGGAUUCUUAAGUGACUUCCUCUUAGAUCCAAAAGCAAUGAAUAUAUUUUGCUCAAAUCAUAGUUUGCUCUUAAACUAGGAUCAAACUGUGGUUUGGGAUCUUGGUUUAAGAGCAAACUGUCAUUGGAGCAAACCAUAGUACACUGCACUUGGACACAAUGGGAAACUAUGGUUUGUUGACAAACAGGAAAUCAACUUUAAAAUCCUUAGCACACGAGGGAGGAUAGCUCAAGCUUGAUUCUUGACUCUCCUUAGCUCUGCCCAUCUAUCUAUAGCCAAACUAUGGUUUGGUAUUUCAUCUGAAUGCAAUCACUGUAAUGUGAAGAGUAGAAGAAAUUAGCGGGUGCAACUCUAUCACACCUUAAGUUGUAUAAUAAUUAUUUAUGAAAUUUGUACAGCUUUUUUAAAAAGUUGCAUAAAUAAUAAGAGUUAAAACAAGGCAUAGGUGAAUGUGAAGCACUUUUGGAAAAAAGGCUUUUCAAAAGAAUAUUUGUGUACAGAGUUCUUGAUUUCUUUUAACUCUCAGCGAUGCAGAACAUUUUUGUAGUGUUCUUUGACUUGAGAAAACAUUUUGAAAAGGCUUGAUUUUCCCCUUUGGUGUGGUUUAACAUGUAUCUAAACUCAUUCAAAUAUGAAAAUAUUAUUAUUGUCUUUGUAAACUACAGAGACGUUUCUAAGACUUUCCUAAACCAGCUGUUCUUUGCUCUUUAUUGCAUUCCCCAAAGCAAAGCAGAAUAGAUCAGAGUUGCCAAGACUGCCUGCUGAGCAGCGAUAACAGAUUAGAUUAAAUGUUUGGCUCAUACUGGAGGCCACUAAGAAGAAUUUAUUUAUCUUUUUAUUUAUUUUUAAUACUAUUUAAAUAAAAAUAAUAAUUAUCACAUAUGAGAAGCACAUCCUGCUAAACUUUAACAUUGUGUGUGUGUGUGUGUGUGUGUGUGUGUGUGUACAAAAGUCAUUGUUUUUGAGGAAAAUUUUCUUUCACGCUAUGAAAAGAAUAAGAUGCUAAAUGCUAAAGGAAGUGGAGAGAGAGCGAUCUGAGCUGCACAGGAGCUGGAGUCGAAAGAGCCUCACUCCCUAGAUCAACAUAUGUGGUGACGAAUGACAAAUUUAUUUUCCUACAGAGCUUGUGUAUAUGUAAAACUGCUGAAGUGCAUCAAGAUGUCAAGUGCUUUUUGUGACCACCCAGGUUGCCUUGAAAGAUAACCAGAUGAAAACAUAACUUUUAAGCACUGGGCUUUGGAGGAAAUGGCUUACAUGCUGUAGCAUCAGCUAGAGUAGGAUUUUUCCUACAUCAAUCAGAUGCUAAUAAUCAUUAUAAAGACUUGUUCUGAAAGUGGGCCACAAGGACAAUAAAUAAAUAAAUAAAUACACCCAUGUCCAACCAAGUAAACUGAUUUGUUUGGCAGAGUGAUCAUUCAAUGGUUCCUGAAAGUGGUGUGUUGAAGUUUGGUUUCUGUUUCUGGGACAAAUAACUGAUGGCUCAAUUCUAUAGUUCUGUGAUAUUAAAACCAAGGAGAGGAGCAAUUUUUAACAGAAAACACAUAUAGAUUUCAGUUUAUUUGAUCUUUGCAUCCCUUUCUAAGAUCUGUAACAAUUGCCAGAGGAGUAGUCUUCUUCAACAAAGACAACAAGAGUAACAAAUUGAUUAUGGCAUAAACUUCCAUUGCCUUAAGGCAGCAAACCUUGUCUACUCACAAGUAAGUCCUAUUGAAUUCCUGGGGCUUUUUACCAUGUAAGGUUAGGAUUGCAACCUAAAAUCUCUAGUGAGCAAAAGCUUAGGCCUGUUCACCUUUAAGCUGUCAUGGGACUCUUUGGUGUUGCUUCCUAACAGCUGAAUCCAUAAGAAAUAUGUAUAAAGAAUUUUUUUAGUACCUGGCUUUAUUCAGCUGACAUUUAUUGCUUUCCUGAGAAUGGGAAACAAAAGGAAAUUCUACAACAGCCUGUUAUAUCUCAAAAUGGAAAUGUAGCUGUGUUGGCCCAUGAGAAGAGGAAAAUCCAAACUUCAUAAUUGGGCAACAGGACCAACCAAAAUGUCACAAAAUCAUGGCAGGCUUUGAGAAUAACUUAGAAACAUUAACCAGGAAUAAAUAGGCUUAUAAAGGACAUUGAAUUAGAGUGCAAAGGAUCAAAGCACCCCACAACUGAUUCUACCAGUCACAAACAAAUAUUUGUCAUAAAAAUGCAUUAUCACCAGAAAAGGUAAAAAAAAAAAAGUCCUUUGAACUCAGGUUCAGAUUCAAUUUUCAGUGGAAAAUUACUUGGAAGAGGGGUUGGAAUGCCAUUUUAAUUUUGUAUAUUUGUUUUUGCUACCGAUAAAGUUAUGUUAACAUUCCCAUUUUAAAAUGUAGGCAUUUUUUUAAAAACUGGGUGAAUCAAGGGAAUAUAGCUUGUUCUUUUAUUCCCUAUACCCGCAGGUGCCCCCUCUUCCCUACAUGUUCCAAAUGCAUAAGCAAUACACAUUUAAACCCUUCUUUUCUAGUUGAGCUAGAAAAUAUGGAUAAAAAUAAAAAUUGUUGACAAGCACUUAUGGGAAUGCAUCACUGUCCAGUGGCAGUAGAAAAGUUAAGAACCCAGUGAGAGGAGAUGGAGUUCAUCACAGUUCAAUUAUAAGCUUACCUUAGUACUGCAGAGUACCAGUUGCAUUCUGCAAGUGAAGAUACAAUCCUGAAUGCCUUUGGAAACUCUGAGUGGUGCAUAACUAAGUACUUUUUCCUAGUAUUUCUGUUUGCACAAUGAACUUCCUUUCCACUCCUUUCCCCAUGUGCCCCUGUGCCCUCCCCAGAUCUGCUCUAGAGGGUUAUGGGUAAACCCAUAGCAGAUUUAGGGAGCAUACUGGGAGAGGAGAGGGAGCAAAAGUUCAACUGCAUUGUCCAAAGUCCUUACACUAGCGGACACACUUCAUUGGAUGCCACCCUCUGUCAAUUUCAUUUCAAGACUGGUUUUAGUGUAUAUAAAUCCUCAUGUUUCCUCAGAGCUGUGGCUUCGAUUGCUGUCUAUUAUCAUGUUUGUUUUUCUUAUGAAGAAGAGUAGAUGUUGUAUUGUGCCUCUGGGAUAAGAGGCAUAAACAUGGCCACCUUCCAGACAGGGUGCCCUGGACUUUGUCUGCAUCACAUUUUCAUGGUUCUAUCUGUGAUGAAGUAACUCAAAUAUUUGCAUAUCCAUAUCAGUGAGUGAAGCCUAAGCAUCCUUAUCUAUCAAGCACUAGGGGACUUUAGUGCUGGAAGUGGUGUCUUGGUGAAGUCUCUAGCCAUUACUGGAUGAACUCCCUUAAUGUAACAGUGGAACAGGGUACUAGGAAGAGCCUUAGUCUGUGCUUGGCUGAUCUGUUUUGUGACACUAGAGGGAUUGUGAGCAGAAAGAGUAGGAGAAGCAGAAAUCUAAGAAUGAGGGAGUCAAGAUCUUGAAAAGGCAGUAGGCUUUGCUUUUUCAUUAUUGUAUUUUUAUGCCAACUUUCCUCCAAGAGGCUCAAGGUGGCAUACAUAGUUCCCAGCUCCAUUUUUAUCUCACAACAACCCUAUGAAGGGAAGUUAGGCUAUGAAAUAUUGACUGGCCCAAAGUCACCCCAGGGGAUUUGAACUCUGGUUUUGCCCAGGUCCUAGUCUAACACUCUAAUCACUGUGCCAUACUGGCUAAGGUGCUUUGUGACUUCCUGUGACACUGGAUGGACCCUGAGAUUGACAAGGGGAAUCAAUAGAAACAGGUGGAUAAGCAGGAUGUGGGCAAUUUACCUCAAUUUCUGUCUGUGAGGUCACAUCCACACCAUAUAUGCAAAGCACAUGGCUUCCCACAAAGAAUCCUGGGAACUGUAGUUUCAGAACUACAAUUCCCAGCACCAUUAACAAAGUACAGUUGCAAGGAUUCAUGAGGGAAAGCCAUGUAUUUUAUAUGUAUGGGGAGGACGUGACCUGCUGCUGAAGAGGGAUCACCUCAAACACAGAAUUCAUUGGCCAUAUAGAUACAGUUCAGAAGUAUAUGUUCAUAAUGAAAGGGAGAUGAAGAGAGGAGAACAAUAAGGGGCAAACAAUUUCCACAUAGGUAGAUGGAAAUAUGAGUUCUGCAGGGGGAUUGAGCUUGGUAUUAUUGGGUAAAAUGAAAAUUCAUCUGGAUUAGAUUCCUAGGAAUGGCAAAUGAGAAACCAUAGAUGGGCCGAAAAGCUGAAACAUAAUGCAUCCAUAUAAAGUUAUCAUUCAGCAAACUGGGUAGAAGUAUAACUCCAUCUCAGUCAGUCAGUUGUAUUAUGAGACCACACUGACUGUGCCUUAUUGUUGUUUUGAUAUUGGAUAUCCUGCCAUUAAUUGUUUCUGUAAAUUAUGUUUGUAAAUACAUUAGCACUGUGGUGUGGUUUAUUCAAUGUUGAUGCUAAUUCUGAGUUUUUGGCAUGUCUUCUAAUCAGAUUCUUUCUUGAUCUAUUUAUUCAUGAGAUGGUGUUUCACUGCAAAUAUGCAGUCACCAAUCAAGAAAAAUAAACUUGUAACAAAUGUUUGACACAAACCCAUGCAUAUUAAAUGCUUUCAGCUAAAUGUUUAGCAGGUUAUUUUUUUUAAAAAAAAUACAUUUUACCCACUUUACUACCAAAGUUUUUAGGGUGGCAUACUUGCCCUCUCUUUUAUCCUCAAAAUAAAGUGAGGUAAAUUAGGCUGCAAGCCUAACCAUACCUACUUGGGAGUAAGCCCCACUGAAUUCAGUAGGAUUUGCUUCUUUUACAGGCAUGGUUAGGAUUGCACUGUUAGGCUAUGAGAUAGUGACUAGACCAGAGUCCGUAAUUUUUGUGGCUGCCCAGGUGCUCUGCUUCUCUGUUAUCUACUGGUGGAGUGUUUUGGAAUUUAAAGGUGGAGCUAGUGGAGAAAUGGCAAGUGUUCACAAGAGAGUGUUAUUUCAUAGAGCAAUAGUUAGGGAUUUUAGUAACUGCUGUAAAUGGCUCUAUUGUCUUCAUUGGUGUUAUCUAAGUGGCUUUAAGAAUUGCUAAGGCAUUCAUAUGCCAUGACAUUUUACUGUAUCAUAAAUUCUCUUGCUGUUUGCCCUUGGUUUUUACACUGAUGGGCCUUUUUCAACAAUCAUUUGUAAAAUAGGUAGCAGAAUGAAAAUACAAAUGAAAAUCAAUAUUACAUUCUUUUUUAAAAAAAACCACAAUAACGGUAUAUAAGAUGUUUGCAUGCAAUAAUAUUUUAAAGUUUCUGUUGGUAGAUUCUUUGAUCGGUCUAAUUCCUAAAAUGGAAACAUUGGAUUAUUGAUACUCAGAGUUGAGCCAUUGUAAUUAAUAGACAUGACUACCAUUAAUUUCAGUAGGACUACUCUGAGUAGGACUAGCUUUAAAUACAAUUCAUUAAUUUAUCUGUUAAUUUCUCAAGUAUUUGAGAUCAUUCAUUGUACUGCUGAACUGUCUGAUAAUAAGCCACAAGAAGAUUUGUUUGUUUUUAUUUGUCCAUAUUAAAGAGAGUCUUUUGCAAGAUGAGAGGCAUUUUUAAAAAAUUCUCCUUUUUAGUCUAUACAAAGGCUAUUUGUAUAUUUAUGAACAAAAUAUCAAUAUUCAUUAAUAAGCUAAACAUUUUUUCCUUCACUUUUAAAGGUUUCCUCCAAACUACAGCGGAUGAUUUUUGCUUCUAUUAUACAAGAAAAGAUGGUGGCUUGUGCUUUCCAGAUUUUCCAAGAAAACAAGUUCGAGGACCAGCUUCUAACUAUUUGGACCAGAUGGACGAAUAUGGCAGAGUAGAAGAUAUCAGCAGGUUCAUAAAGAUAAAUACUGCUUAAUCUAAAAAAUCUGACAAAUCUUUGUAGUUGACAUUGAGUUGAGUCAGUCUUUGCUUAUGCUUCCCAGCUGUGUCAUCCAGAUGUUGCCUUCUCUUGCUGUUGUUAGCAGUCCAUUCUUUAGAAUGUAUUGAAUUCUUGUGUAAUACGUACUUUACUAAUGAUUCAUUGACUUCAUUCUGGAUCAAAUACAUUGCAGAUGUGUUAUCUGAAAUGUUAUCUAAAUUUAAUUGUUGGUAAUUUGAUUUUCCCCUCUGAUUUCUUAUCAGUUAACCACUCCUGGUUGUUGUUUUGCCCCUCUUCUACAUUAUCCACUUAUGACCCAAAAUGGAUUUCCAUCAUUUAAGUUUAGUGCAGCAAAUAUUCCCCCACAGGCUGAAGGGUUCUUAUGUGUUCAGUAUUUAGUACUCAUCCCAGGGUAAUGAGAAAUUUAACCUGUGUUUUGAACACAGAGAGAUUAGGGUCAGCAUGAGUUUGGAGUUGAAAGGACAGUCUCAUUUUUCAUAAAUUUGCUUCAGUCUCUCUCUUCUUUUCUCCAAGUUCAGUUUUAAUUCUAACAUCUAUACUACCCCAUGAUGGUCAAUUGACCCCUUGGGUUAAUACUUCGUGCUUUUUUUUAAAAAAAAAAGGUUAAAAUCCAGAUAAAAGUAUAUUUGCCCCUAAUUCCUCCAAUUCUGGAAAAAAAAUCUGUAAAUAGUAUUUAUGCAGGUGUGUAUUAUAUUAUCCUGUAAUAUAUAGUGUAUUAUAUAAUGCAUACAAUUUAAUAAUAAUAUGUUAUGUAUUAUACAUUCUGUUGUAUAUAUUAUCUCUACAAGCUAUUGGGCUUUGUUCUGUUUAUAAUUACUGUUAAUUGUAACAAUUCCAAAAGUUAGUCUUAGUCCUUUUUCAAAUAGUGUGCUGUUUUUAAUUUAAUUUUGAAUAUGUUGGCAUUUAGAAAUUAAGCACAUGUUGCAUUUAAGUAAGAUUAUGGGUCAGUUAUGCAUCUGUCCAUUACUUUUCACUUACCAUUGUGUGCACCACAAUCCUAUGUGUGCGAACACAGAAGCAGAGCACAACAAAUACAAAUAAGCCACACAUUCAACAGGUGGCAGUUCCCCUCCUCAAUUCUAGUUAAUUUAGGCCAAAAUCUCCAACCCAAAGCUCUAAAUGCUCCCUCCCUACCUCUCUAUUCAACCCCCCCCCACUUGUAGCUGUCCUCUACCUCCUUCCUUCACCUGGCGUGAUGUCACCUCCCUGUAGGUAGUAUCUGUGUCCAAAUAGUUGAGAGAGAUUCUCAGAUAUCAGGAGACCUUAGUCCUGUUGUUAGCUCCCAUAGCAGUCCUGGACUAUUGGUGAGCAAUUUGGCUUACAAGGGACUGGGCAGCCAGCAGCUGAGGCAUGUUGUCACAUCUCCCUCAGUCACUUCCUGUCAGAUUGAAAGCUACCUCACCUUCAGAUUGAAAUAGGUGAUACCAAACAUUUCCUUUGCUUGCCUUGCUGAAUACAGCUGACCUUGUGAAUAGUAGGAGCAAGACAUUGCCUGUUGUAGCACAUGUUCUGAUUUCUUGCAAAUUGCUUUUCUUGCAGGAAAUUUUAAAUAGGGAGGCAGUAAUCUAUAGGUAUAACAAAAAUGGUGUUUUAUUACUUUUUUUAAGGAAGCAUAAACACAACUGCUUUUGCAUCCAUGAGGUUGCAAGUGGCCUGAGGCAGCCUGUUGGAGCAACACAUUGUGGAGAUGGAUCACAGCGCCUGUUCAUCCUGGAGAAAGAGGGAUAUGUAAAGAUUUUCACACCUGAAGGGGAUUUAAUCAAGGAGCCAUUUCUGGACAUACACAAGCUUGUUCAAAGUGGAAUAAAGGUUAGAAUUCUUUUUAUUUACCAUUGCCUGCCUAUUUGCUUUUUUAUAUACUCACUACAUUUUCUGCAGCUUCAACUUUUGCCACCUUUGAUUUUAAAAGAUAAAACAGUAUGCAAAUAUUUUAAAAGGAGAGUGCCAGCUAAUUGAUCUCAUAAUAAAACACCUCUCCUCUUUCUCUUCAUAGUUCCAACCCAAUGAACAUUCAUUAUGCUUAAGAUUCAUUCAUUUAGACUUAUACUGGCCAGCUAAUUCAAUAGGCUCAACAGCAAUUUAGUUACAGUAGUAGGGCAUAUGCUUUGUAUGUGUAUGGUUCUGAGUUCAGUCUUCAGCACUGCCAGUUAGUAAAGGAGCUCAUGGGGCAGGGUUGGAGAAAUCCCUGUCCCUGAAUGCUUAGAAGGCUGCCACCAGCCAGAGGAAAAGGCAUGAUUUAGUAUAAGGCUUCAUAUAGUAAAAUGCUCAGCUCCAUUGACACCUAUAACUUAAACCUUUCUAUUUAAAUAUUUGUUCUUUAUCACAUAAUUGUGUGCAUAAUAUUAUGACUACAGUGAAAUAAUUUGAAUCCAGGUCACAAAUUAUUCCACUCAAGAAUGUGGUUCUUUAUAGUUCAUUUCUGUGGAAACAGUUUUGAUCCUUUAGCUAUUUGUUUCUUGACACCUAAUGUGGCUAGCCAUUCUCGUUGUUGAAUACAGAAGGGGGAGCUCUCACUGCAUCAGCUACUUGAGAGGAUGGCUCUUCCUUGGCCUUUUCGGUGCAUGAUAAGAUGCAACUAUGCUCUGUUCUCCUUCUUCUUGAAUUGAUUGGAUUUUAAGUAACUUGCAAGCUUUUCAACCUCCUGAAAUGUGUUUUGCUCCUAAAUGCAGCAAGUUAAAAUAAAAAGUAUUGCAUCAUUGAACACCAGAAGCUGUUCUCCUUUUUGUUUUGCUCAUCUGAGGUGCAAGUUUCCCUUAUUUUAUUACUGCUUUAUACACAAAAUGUCAUUUAAGUUUUGUAGUGAGAAUUGGUAUAGAAAAUUACAUUACUGAAGAGGAAUCUGUUCUCAUCUUCUGUGAUUAUCUAGCUAUGUACAAUUCAAAUCUUGUAGCAAUGCAUACUACAUAUGACCUAAUGAGAAUGUCUCUUUUCUAUUAAAAAAAAUCCAGUUGGUCUGUCUUUCUGGGCAGUGAGGGAUAUUGACAUAUUUCAAAGCUGGUAUUAAUCUGUCCCAUUUUCCAUAUGUAUUAACUUGCCUCAUAAGAAACAACCAAAGUGACUAACAUAAAAAAAUAACAACAAUAAAAUCAUAAAACUUUUUUAAAAAACACACAAGGGCAGAAACACACAUAAUAUAUCAAAAUCAUUUCAGGUUGCAAUCCUAUGGACACUUAACUUGGAAGUAUGUUUCAUUAUUUCUGAGUAGACACACAUAGGAUGGUGCUGUUGAACUGUUGUCACUAGACCUAACAGGUGAGAAUUGAGCAUGUUCUUGACGUUGGCACUUACAAUGAAUGAAAAUUACAUGCUGAUUACAAUUUCAACUAUAACAUUCAUGGGAAAUACAUAUGCUGCAACUCUAUAACACUUACUUAGGAGUUAAGUCUUAUUGAACUCAUACUUUUGAGUGAAUACCGGUAAGAAUUACUCUGCAAUUCAAAAACAUGUAUGCAUAUUUUCCUUGUAUCCUUUAAAGUACUUCCCAUGGUCUGAUUGUCCACCUUUUUUCCAAAGAAGUUUGGGAGUUUGGUGUGAAAAACUACUUUAGGGAGAAAUGACUUUUUGUCUACCAUGUGCCUGCUUUUUCAUUUCAGUAAUUUUCACACCAAUUCCAAAAAAAUAAAUAAAAAUCAUGGCAGUUCAUAGAGUUUAGGGAUUUGGUGAGCAAAGUUAUUUCAAGAAAAUUUAUUGAAAUGGGUGUGCAGAUACCAUGCAUGUGGGAACUUCUGGAAAAUGCUCUCAAUGUAUUUUAGUCUGCAAGAGUGGGGGAACCUGUGGUCCUCCAGGUGUUAUUGGACUUCAUUUUCCAUCAGCACUAACCAGCAUGGCCAAGUGGUCAAGCAUGAUGGAAUUUGGAGUCCAACAACAUCUGGAGGGCUACAGGUUCUCCAUCCGUAUGGCACACACCUGCUUAGGAGCCAGCAUCAUUGACCUCAGUGGGACUUACUUCUGAGUAGACAUGUAUAGGACUGUGCUAAUUGUCCAUUAGGAAAUUGAUUGACCCAUAAUACCGAAGUGUCCACAGAAUAAAUUUCAAGUGUGCACCUCUGUGGGAAGAUCUAUAUUAUAAAGACAGAUAUUCAUUGACCUGUUGCAUGUCUUAUUCUGUUAGUGUGAAGGUAUAGCAAACCUAGAUUAAUCAGAGAAUGCUUCCACAGCACUACUAUUGUGGAAAAAGAACUGUCAACAGACAAAAUUGACUAAGAAAGGUUUUACUAGUUUCAGUGGAUAAGAACUGAGAAGUCUGAUGAAAAACCUUGUACUUUUUAAUUCACAUUUUCAUAUUUCUGUUAUUAAAGCUGGUAUUUUAUUAUUUUGUAUUCCAUCAACACCACUAAUUUCAAAGCAACAGCAAUAACAUAUUUUUAAAGCAUGACACAUUGUCUGAAUAACACAGUUUUCAGUAAAUGUCUAAAUGAUUUCUAAGAGUUUAACAUUCUAUGGUCUUUUAAACGUGUUUGUGGGAAGGGGGUUAUUGGUUUCCUUGUGUUUUAUUACAUAUUUUGUGUUCUCAUUUUGUAUUUUUAUGUUGUGAACUGCCCUGUGAUCUUUGGACGGGGGGCGGUAUGCAAAUUUAAUUAAUUAUAAUAAUACAGUAAUAACAAUUUACUGUUUUGGUAACUUAAUUAUAUGAGGGUAUAGAGUCAUAAUAUAGUCCUUUUGCAGGUCUUAUAAGACAGUAUUUGCCAACCUGGUGCCUUCCAGCUGUUCGGUCUACAAUUCUCAUCAGCCCCAGCCAGCACGGCUAUGGGAGUUGCAAUCCAAAACAUCUGGAGGGCACCAGGUUGGCAAAGGCUGCUAUAAGACAAACUUCCCCUGUUUUUCUUUUAGACAGCUUGAGCAGCAGACUAUGGAACAAAACAUGUCCCUUUGAAACUUACAAAGCUAUUGUAUCAAAGUUCUAUUGUAUUGAGAUCAACCGUUUAAGUAAUGAUAGUAGUGUUUUAAUAAUAAAUCUAAUGAAAACAACAUGAUAAAAGCACAAAGCCUCUGAAGAGAAUGAAAGAACCCCCGUGAAAGAGAAAACAUAUGUCAGGGAAAUGAUACUGAAGAUAGGCUCUUAAGAAUAUAUGAGCUAGACUCCUUGACCUCAGCCACCUUCUGCUCCCCUCCAGGCUAUGAACUGUUUUUGCUUGUCACAAUGGCUUAAAUUUUAAUAGAAAGUUUCCCUAAAUCUCGAACCACAUCUGCUUCUUUGUUUCUUUCUGCAGCCAAAUCCCUCAGUGAGGCCAACUAUACAUACUUCAGUGUUUCCAUAUAUAUAUUUUGUUGCGGGGUGGAGGGAGUAAAAUAUUCUUAUAUAAUUCCUUUAGGAAAAAUUUCGAAAGUUUACAGUUUGCCACAAUCACAGUGUAUUACAGAUAAACGUAAAGGUAUUUCAGCUAUGCAUAUUGAGUUCUUAAGUCGAUUGUCUGCCAACCGAUUUUUUCACAAGCGCUGGCAUUUGCGCAUGCGCUCCUUUCCAAAGCAACAAACUUCAAACAGUUUCUGUUCAUUACUGAGGCUUUCAUAGAUUCUAUGGAGUUUCUACAAAGAAAAUAAAGGGAUAAAUAAGGUGCAUUUCACACUUUAUGCAGCAGUUUCCCCUCUAUCUCUGGCAUUGAACAUUACAGUGGAACCUCGGGUUACAUACGCUUCAGGUUACAGACUCCGCUAACCCAGAAAUAGUACCUUGGAUUAAGAACUUUGCUUCAGGGUGAGAACAGAAAUCGUGCUCCGGCAGCGCGGUGGCAGCAGGAGGCCCAAUUAGCUAAAGUGGUGCUUCAGGUUAAGAACAGUUUCAGGUUAAGAAUGGACCUCCAGAACGAAUUAAGUACUUAACCCGAGGUACCACUGUACAACAUUUGUGAGAGCAUCAACAUAUUUGUCUAUAGACAUACUUGUGCACUGGCUGUGAAAUGGGGCAGCAUCUCAAGCUGAUUUCUUUUCUUGUGCAGGGACGCCACUGUUUAAUAUACCAAAAUUGUCACUAUAGAGAUGAUUUCUAUGUGAAGGGGUUCAGAAACCCCUCUUUCUACACAGGGUGACCAGCCCUCCAGAGGUUGCUGAACUACAACUCUCAUACAACAGCUGCAUUGGCUGCCAGUUUGUUUUCAGGUCCAAUUCUAAGCAAUCAUGCUAGUGUUUAAAGUCCUAAAUGAUUUAGACCCCAAAUAUCUGAAAUACCAUCUUCUUCCCUCCGGGCCCUCUUGGCAUUUCCACCUCCCUCAGAGGUUCAUUGGGGUGGCCCAGGAGAGAGUAUUCUCCACGGCCAGCCCUAAGUAUUAUGUCUGACUUCUUCACUAUACAGCUUUCAAUAAAUGCUGAAGACACACAUCCUCAUUUUUAUUUUUAUUUUAUUUAUUUCACAAAAUAUAUGUGCCUCUUGAUUGUAAAGAAACAACAACCUGGCCUUUGACACCUGGAAUGUGUCAGGGCCCCACACUGUUACCAUGACUGCACUCUGUUCUAUUUUUAAUUACGAAUUUUAAACUGUUGUAACCCACCCUGGGACCUGCUGGUGAAGGGUGGGUAAUAAAUUUAAAAAUGAUGAUGAUGAUGAUGAUAACCCCUGGUCAUUGGCCGUCCUUACUGGGGCUGAUGGGAGUUGAAGUUCAUCAACCUGAGGGCCACAGGUUCUCCAUUCCUGUUCUGCAAGAUCUGGCUUUCCUUAACUUGCUCUUGCGGCUGCUUCUGCUGUUUAUUUCUAGUAUACCAAAUGCAGAGGGAGCUAAGAACCUUUUGCCUUUGUAGAAUCUGAAGGGAUAUGUGCUCAGGUCAGACACGGGUGAACCGAGCUGUUCCUACAUUUUUACUGUACUUCUCUCUGCCUCACAAGAAGAUCUAGACACCAACACUUUCUAUAUUAUGAUUUACAUCACAAGAGUGUCUUGGCAAGAGAACCCUUGCCUGAACAGCCUUGUAGCCACAAUCUUGCACGAAGUUAUGCAAGCUUAAACCACUGAAAGCGACACAAGUGGGUUGAAUGGCGGCCCUAUAAAUGGAAAAUACUUGCCCUAAAUUCUGAUCAUAAAUGCUUUUAUUUGGGGACCCCAAUAUGUAGGUCAGGGAACCUGGAUUCCAUGCAGGAUGCUAGGAGGGAAAAUCAGGGGGGAAGGGAGUAGCAGAGAGAGAAAGUGAAAAGAUGGCGACUGAAAGAAAACAAAACUGCAGUGCCCCUGCCCACCAUUGUCUUUGGCCCCUGCUCACCACUUGCAUGCAGUCUCUGACUAAUUACUCCUGAGAGAAUGUGGCCCUGAAUAGAAAAAACAUGUUCCCCUUACAUUCAAAUAUUCAAGCAAACAGGCAGAGUUACAGCAGAGCGGAUACCAAUCCUUUUGGCCCCCACUGAAGGUCAGAGAUAGGAUGAGAGUCUUCUAUCCAACACUGCAUUGGAGUGGAAAACAUUUUUUUAUCCUCUCCCUUUCAGAACUGUGAUGAGGAGCAGAACAAAGUGUUUUGAAUGUUCUCUUUUCUUUCAUAUGAACCAUAUCUCCCACUGGUGUGGCACCACUGUUACUAGAUCUUAAAAGAGAAGGAAAUGGAUCGUGCUGAUAGUUUGGUAAAGAAGGGUGUGUUGUUGACAUUUUGUGAGGAUUAAAUACAACUUGGUGUUUUCUGAACAAGGAUGUAGGAAGGCAGUGAUUUCCCAACCUGUGUUCUUCACAAUCAAUGCCGUUUCCAUUCCACUGUAGUUUAAAGGUAAAGGUAAAGGUACCCCUGCCCGUACGGGCCAGUCGUGACCGACUCUGGGGUUGCGUGCUCAUCUCGCUUAAGAGGCUGGGAGUCAGCGCUGUCCGAAGACACUUCCGGGUCAUGUGGCCAGCGUGACAAAGCUGCUCUGGCGAGCCAGCACCAGCGCAGCGCACGGAAACGCCGUUACCUUCCCGCUAUAAAGCGGUACCUAUUUAUCUACUUGCACUCAGGGGUGCUUUCGAACUGCUAGGUGGGCAGGAGCUGGGACCGAACGACGGGAGCUCACCCCGCCGUGGGGAUUCGAACCGCCGACCAUACGAUCGGCAAGUCCUAGGCACUGAGGUUUUACCCACAGCGCCACCCGCGUCACUGUAGUUUAGUUUCUGCCAAGUACUAUGCCAUUCUCCUCCCUGCUAUUUAAUGUAAGUUAUGCAACUUACAUAAACUAUGUAACCAUUUACAUAACUUACAUUCAUCUCAAUGUAAAGGAAAUGUCAAAACAAUGUUUUUAAAAGCCAUGAAUUACACACCAUUUGCAGACUUAUAUAUAUAUAUAUAAAGAGAUGAUGUGAAUGAAUACUGAUCAUUUUUGCUUCACUGAUUUCCAUUCCUGACAACAGAUGAACAUGUGAACUCCAGCAUCCUUCACUUCCUUUUCCAUUUUUGUUGGAAUAAGAUGAAAAAUAUGGAAUGCACCCAAGUGCUAUAGAGACCUGUAGCUCUGAACAAGAUAACUAUUAGCUUUUGCUUGCAGUUGUGGAACACCAAAGUAAUAUUUAGGCAGUCUGUUUUACACUAAAUACAUUAUGGCCUUUGUUGAUUUUGGGCCCAGUGUCCUGGGUUAGAAGAACCUAGAUGAGGAUGAUACUUUAUCAUUUUCCAUGAACAUUUGUAGGUUUAAUGCUCUGUGUUUCCUCAAGAGGAAUCCCAUGGUGUCAAUUAACUGAACUUGUUCCAAAACAAGGCUCUAUUUGGAAAAUAUAGUUUUCAUUGUGGGUGUUCCUUGAAAUUGUAUGCCUUAUACCCUGCUAUUAUGGAGAUGUGUGCAGUAGGGUGAAGACUGCCAGCUUCUUUUCCAUGCAGUGUAUGAAUUAGAGCUGCAUCCCACACACAGUGCUAGAUAAUUUGUGUUUCAAUUUUGCUAUGUGUACAACUCAUUUUAGAGCAUUCAACAAUUUUAAAAAGUGUUUAAAAAGUCUUCUUCUGGCAUGUCAUUUGUUGUAAGCAAAGGAAUAUUCUAUUUAGAAAUUUUCAAAACCAACUAAAUGAGAUGUUAUUUAGAAAAUGUAAUUAAAGAAAGGAGGUUGACUGUGUGUGUGUGUGUGUGUGUGAGAGAGAGAGAGAGAGAGAGAGAGAGAGAGAGAGAGAGAAUAGCCACAUCCUGAGGUCCUUUGUCGAAAGUCAGUACAAGCAAUGGAGGCGCAAAGACAGGAAAGACUAGCCGCAGUUACCUAUGCUCUGGUAACCUCCCAACUGGAUUGCUGUAACAGGCUCUGUGUGGAGUGACCCUUGAAGAUAAUUUGGAAGCUACAACUUGUGCAGAAUGCAGCGGUCAGGAUGCUAACUGGUAUCAGGAGGUGGGCCCCUAUAAUGCUAUUUUCCAGGAACCACACUGGUUCUUGAUCAGCUUCUGAGUCAAAUUUAGGGUGUUGAUGUUAACUUAUAGAUGUAAGGGCCUAAAUGAGGUGAAGGAGCACCUCCUCUGAUAUCAACCUGCCCUGGCCUUAAAAUCUCUAUGAGGGGCUUUCUUGAUGGUCCCACCCACAGUUGAGGUACAGGGAGUGAAUGCAAAGAAAAGAAAAGAAAAGGGCUUUCUCUGUGGCAGCACCCCAUCUCUGGAAUGACUUACUACCAGAGGUACAUUUGGCAUCAGUGCUGAUGCCAUUCCAUAGGCAACUAAAGAUGUGCCUCUCUGUGCAAGCAUUUUGAAGAAGUUUGGGGUUUUUUGUUCAGGAUAUGCUAGCUGUGUAUUAGAUUUUACUGUUUCCAUUCUAGUUUUGAUGAAAGCUUUGAUAUAUAUUGGUUAGGAUCCAGUUUUAGAUCAUGUUUGGUGUUUUAAUUCAUGGUUAGGUUACUGGAGGCUGCCUGGUUGACAUUGACACAUGCCAAGGCCUUCUCAGUGAUGGUUCCCCUUUUGUGGGAAUGCCUCCCCCUCAUCUGUCUCCUUCAUUGUUGACUUUCAGGAGGAAAUUAAAAACAACCCUGUUUACCCAGGAAUUUAAUGGGUAAACUGUUGCUAGCAACCCUAAAAUUAUUGACACAGGGAAUGUGAGGGUUUUUAGAAUAUAACUGUUUGGGGAAUGUUUUAAAUGGUAUUGCUAUUGAUGUGUUUGCUGCCCUGGGCUCCUCUGGUAGGAAGGGCAGGUUAUAAAUUGAAUAAAUAAAUAUUAUUAUAUGUAAUAUGCCUUGGGGCUAUCAGUGAAGAACGGGCUUAUAAUUGAAUAAAUCAAAACAAAACAUCAGGGUCAUGAGGCAUAAAGAUCUCACUAUACCAUUUCCCCAGUGUGUUUUUUUCUUAAAGGAAUAUGCCCUUUUCCACCCCAGGUGAUGUCCUCAGAUAUCAGGACAAAUGAACUUUAUCUAAGGUGGGAGUGGGGGAAAUUGUAGCUCUCCAGAUUUUGCGGAACUAUAUCACUGGAACAUUGGAAGCUGCCUUAUAACAAGUCGGUCCAUUGGUCCAUCUAACUCAGUACUGUCCAUGUUGACUGGCAGUGGCUCUCCAGGGUUUUGAAAGGGGACAUUCCAAGCCUUACCUGAAGGUGCCAGGGUUUGAAUCAUGGACAUUCUGCAAGGUCUACAACUCAGCUGCACCCUUCACUAAUACCCACCAAACAUACCACCAAAGGAUGAUGAUCAACUCCCAUAUCUCUGAGGUUACAUGUGAAGGGGUCAGACACCUAGCUUACUUAGUGUGAUUAAGUUAUACACAGUGUGAUAAGUUAUUACAUUUCCAGCUCCAAUCUUUUCCUCCUAAUUCACAGGCAGAGCUCUAGCAGGAUAUAACAUGAUUUUUGAAAGGCUAAACCUGCUGACAGAUGGUUUACCUUUCUGCUCAUCAUUUCUACCUUAUAUCAUAUGAAUCUGGUCUUAGUUUCCAUAGAAUCUUUUAAAGUGAAGAUCGCGUUCUUCUCCUAUAGUUGAAAUAAAUAAAUAAAUAAAUAAAUAAAUAAAUAAAUAAAUAAAUGCCAAGGAGAAGCUGAAGCUGUUUCGGCAACAGCACAUGUGUAAUUUGCCAGCUAAAACUCACAUUUUUCCUACUUGAAAAUAAAUAAAUUGCCAUUAAAUCAAUAUUGACUAUUAUAUUUAAUUUGGGAAAGUGGGUAUAUGAUCUGUGGGAUCUGGUUGCCCAUUUGUUUUUGAUUUAAAGUAGAAGUUGUUCAGACUGAAAUAAAAUUCAGAAGCUGAAAUGCGGGGGGGUUUUUUAAUGAUCCUAACCAAAAGGCCUCAGUAAGAAUAGAAGGAACACAAUCCACCUUUAAAAUAAUUUCAAUCAGCAGUAAGUUCUGGAAAAAGAGCCAGCAGGGGAUAGUUGCCAAAUUACUCCCACCAAGCCAGCCAAUCAGGAGUUGGUGAAGGAAUCCAGUUAUAUAUUUGUGCUUUCUGUCUGUGUUGCUGUAUGUCUGAUCUCCUGGAUUCAUUUUAUGCCACAGGGGUGGUGUGGUGCCACUGCUAAUAAUGCCAGAGUGGAAAUAUCACACAACCACUAUGUGAUUACAUUGCAGGCCACAGUUCUGUAACCUUGGAAGUGGAACAUACUUACAUGGCAAGUGACCAUAUCAUUGUCUCCUUUCCAGUAGCAGAUGAUGUGGUGGGGUGGAGGUGCCUUCCUGACACCAGAAGGUUGCAGCUUACCUUGAUGGGGACAGGGUGGUGGGUACACUGAAGUAUUAUCAGAAUCGCUGUGUUGCCUUCACAAGUGCAGCCAUGCAGCCCUAUUUUCAUCAUCACUCUGCCCCAUCCUGAAAGCUGCACAAAUGCAGCUUUGGGGAGCACUGUUGGAGAGUCACAGUGCCUGCUGUGGCUGUAGAGACCAAUACGGGUGAGACAUGUUUUAUUGCAGCUGGGGUAGAUGAAGGCAUCUGGUUUCGCAACUAUAGGUGCACCAUGGAGUUUCUUCUCUGUGUGCUCCUCCCAGUGGUCAUUGCUCCUCUGUUCAUUGCUCCUCUGGUCACUACUGUGGAUAUACGACCUGACUGUCUGUCUCCAGGCACUGCACUUGUUUGCAAGGGAUUCCCAUAUGGUGGGGUUAAUAUUGCCAGCCUUCAUGUCAUGUUUGCAGACAACUUUGUAACUUAGAAUUGGUCUGCCACAGGCCGAGUGCCUGAAGCCUGCUCCUUGUAGAGCGCAUCCUUGAGGAUCUUGUCAUCUUCCAUUCUAUGUAUGUGUUAUUCAAACCAUAUUUUGACAUAUGAUUAAGUGUGCCAAGCUUCUCUGUGUUAUGCAGCACACAAUGCACAAAUGACAAUCAGAAAACUAAGUAUAUCUGUGCCACAGACCUCUUACAAGGUGUAAACAUGUUGUCAGUUGAAUCCUUGAGAGCCAGUGUGGUGUAGUGGUUAAGAGCGGUAGUCUCGUUAUCUGGGGAACCGGGUUUGCGUCUCUGCUCCUCCACAUGCAGCUGCUGGGUGACCUUGGGCUAGUCACACUUCUUUGAAGUUUCUCAGCCUCACUCACCUCACAGAGUGUUUGUUGUGGGGGAGGAAGGGAAAGGAGAAUGUUAGCCGCUUUGAGAUAGUGAUAAAGCGGGAUAACAAAUUCAAACUCUUCUUCUUCUUCUUCCUUAUGAUAGAAAUUUCUACUGAACUUCUGCUUGAAUUUUGUUCAAUAUUAUGGACUUCAUUUCCAUAACCUGUGGUGUGAACUAGGCAUGACAAUGAAUGUGGGAUCCCUGCCCCAAAAGGCAAGUCAGGCUUCCCCUCUUAUGACAAGGAUCGUAUUGUGAGAAACAUUUCUCCGGCAUCCUACCCACAACCCUAGCAUCAGCCAGUGAUGUGAACUGAAGAGAGACACAUGGUUUGAUUAUGUUACCAUAGUAUGGAAGUAUCCCAAGAUUGGGUAUCCCAGGGUUGAAUAACUCUGCUUUAUUGUACUGAUAUUCUCAACAGGAAGCAAGAACCAGGGCUCUUCCUGAGAUAAAAGCAGCAGUUCUUAAAGCAAAGGGGGAGACCUUGACGUAAAAGGAAGAAAGGCAAGGGCAUGUUAGCUUUUCAAGAGGUAUCUGGGAGCCACUGCAGGAGACAGAAUGCUGGACUUGAUAUGCCUUUGGCCUAAUCCAGAGCUGCUUGUCAAGUUUUUUGUUAUGUUUAUGAGGAGCUGGCCUACACGAUGUGACAAGGUUAUAAAAUAAUAUACAGUGGUACCUCAGGUUAAGUACUUAAUUCGUUCUGGAGGUCUGUACUUAACCUGAAACUGUUCUUAACCUGAAGCACCACUUUAGCUAAUGGGGCCUCCUGCUGCUGCCGCGCUGCCGGAGCACAAUUUCUGUUCUCAUCCUGAAGCAAAGUUCUUAACCUGAAGCAAUAUUUCUGGGUUAGCGGAGUCUGUAACCUGAAGCGUAUGUAACCUGAAGCGUAUGUAACCCGAGGUACCACUGUAUAAAGUAGAUAAAUUCAGAAAAAGAGCACUAUACUUCUGUGGGUGUUUUUCUUCUUCAAGUGAAGCACCAACAUUCAGUGAUCGAAUUACUUCAGAUAUUUCAUAGUUUUAGCAUCAGGGAGGUCUGUUAUGACAACACAGAGAUUUAUCUAAUCUAGGAAGAUCAGGUCCCUGAAUUUACUUUCUUAGGUAUUUAUAAUGUGCUAGCCAUCAUAGUGCUAAGCACAGAUGUGUUUGCUUUUCCUUGUAUGGGCCUUUGUACUUGAUAUAAUCAUAGGGAAAUGUUUCUUCUUGAUGUACAUGUUGUGCACUUUGGUGGGCUUUCAGCUGGCAUGUUUUCAGCUAUGCCCCACAAAAGUCACAAUGGUGACGGUAUGCUUUAUGCUUCAACCGUCUGAAGCAAUCAGCAAUUGUUCUAAGCAAUUCCCAAGUCCUGACAAAACGAGGUUACAGCUAGUAUACGUCCAUUGACAUAUAUAUUGUGCAAGAGAUACAAGAGGCACUGAAGUCAACAAUAAUAUCAAAAUAUAUGCAGUUUUCAUGGCAAAUCUGGAAAAAAGUGGAGGAGAACCUAGGAAAGGGAUGAAGACCAAACCAUGGUCAUACUAAAGGUGGUCCAGAUGGCCUAUCAUACCCCAGUGUGUGUCACACAGGAAUUACAGUAUGUCAGGCAUUUAUUCCGUGUAGUUGUAAUUACUUGGAGGAGCAGAAUGAGGUUGUUCCACCAUUAUGCCUUUCACAUCCCUUUCCUCCCCCUUCCCAAACCAUUCAUUGAAGAGAUCAUCUAGAAAGGAUAUGGUCUCCUCCUGGCUGAGAAUGCUCAUCAUGCAGUAUCCCCAACCUUUUCCAGAUGUCAACCUCGAAAGAAGGCAAGAUCUGGGCCUGGAAAGGGAUGCAGGGGCAGAGUGCUGCCCCACCACCAUGGAAUUAUAAUUACACAGAGGGAAUAUCUGAUGUGCCUUUUGUAUGUCAGUACUAGAAGGUGCAGUCAACAAAUACUUUGUGCUACCAUAUUGCCAGAUAGAAGGAAUUCCUCCUAUUUAUGAAAUCUUACUUAACAAAUGUUGUCCCAUGUUGAAAGCUGAUCAUGUGGUGUGGGCACUUCCCUUUCAGAACCUAGAACUUUUACCGUAUCACAAGUCACAUUUAGGUGGCUGGUGUGAUUAAAAUUAGAGGUUCUGAGUGAUGAGCAUCUUUAGGUGAAUGGUUCACCAACAGAGGAACCCAUUUCUGGUCAGUUUUAAGGCAUUCCCUCACCCACUUGAUCAUAUUGACUAGCCUUAGUUAAGUCAGAAAAAGCUAUGAACCACUGCCCUGAGGUAGUCACUCAUAGGAUGUGGUGAGUUUUAGAAUCUGUCCCAAAGCAUUGUCUGGAGGCACAUGAUGCAGCUGUCUUGUCAAAGCAACAUAUUUCUGGGUGUGGGUAAUGUCUGGAUGGAAGACCAUCUGGGGACCAACUGUCUGCAGUCUUGAUUUCCAUGGUGGAAGAAAGCUGGAUGCAAGUGUGCUAAAUAUAUAAAAAUAAAAAAUUGGCACAUGAACUACCUUUGGUGCUUCAUACCAUUGGUUUUCCAUGUACCACUGCUAAACCUCAGGUCCUGUUUGUGGACUUCCCAUAGCCAUCUGGUUGGCCACCGUGAGAACUAGAUGGCCUGAUCCAACAAGGCUCUUAUUAUGUUCUCUUCAUGGCACACAGUGCCAUACACUUUCCAUUCAACAGUGGAAGAGAGAAUGGAGGAUCUCUUCCUUCAGCUUGUGUGGCAUCCUUUGGCCUUUUGCUGCAUUGGAGGAAUGGAAAGCAAAGCAAAGCAGUUACAUUAGCCAAAUACUUUUUUAAGAAGUGUGAUGGAGCUAGCCACUUCCAUCCUGCUUCCCAAGUAUAAUAUUUGAGCUUCAGCUGGAGCACUGCAGCUUACAUCACUGCAACUCAAGCCAGCCUACAAGACCAGAUUAUUUCUUUCUAAGGAUGAAGAUUGUACUUCUAGGCCUGUGAUGUGUACAGUGACAGGUGCUAUUAGAUUUUAUGAAAGACUCCUUGCUACAAGGAAAAUCAAUGACCUUGUUGUUAAAGGACAGCACUUAAUUCUCUGAAAUGCUUUUUCUUCUUUGUCCCCUGCUCAUUGGUUGAGCACAUGCCAUGCAUGUAAAAGUUCCCAGAUCCAUUCAGCCUGUGGCAUCUCCACAAUGGGCUGAGUCCUCUCUGAAACCCCAGAGAGCUGUUCCCAGACAGCAUAGGUGCUGAGUUAAAUGCACCAGUAGUCUGACUCUGUAUGAGGUGGCUUCCUGUAUUCCUCCCUUCUUUGGCAAAUAUUAGGGGGGGGAAAUAAUAAUAAUAGUGUCAUAUACAUGGUUUCCCUUUAGCAAUUAGGAUGUGAAAUAUGAGAUAUGAUUUUUAACAGUGUGUGCAUGUGAAGCAUUUUUCAGGAUACAGCCAUAAUCUUCUGAACUUCCCUGUCCAAUUUCAGAUAGUGUUUACUGGUAGGCACACAGACUAAACCUUGGACACUUUUAAAGGACUGGUAAGGAAAAAAUCUUCUAGAUUUGUUCAAAUUCAGAGAAAUCUAAUUUGAUUAGCUUCAUUUUUUGCCCCUAAACUUUAUCUGCAAUAUGCACUUGGAGAGAUGGUUAGUGUUGCUACAAUCAUUCUUUAGCAUCUGUUUUCUCAUAAACUUAAGCUCUUUAAAGUGGGUGUAAACAAGCCUUAAACUUCAAAUGCAAGCCACCCAAGAGAUUACACAAAAUAAUAAAAGAUUGUUAACAAACUUAGUAUGGAACAGCACAAAAUUAUGACCAGUAGACAAACAUAUUCAAGGACCAGGUCAAAUGUCUGGAAAAAUGGGAUAGACAGACUUCUGCUUGCAGCAUUAACCUUUUGUUACAAAGCAGUCCACUCAUGCAACUUCUUUUCAUGGUGAAUAAGUCCUCUCUCUCUCUCUCUCUAUAUAUAUAUAUAUACUUAAGAUUUUUCAUGGUUUAUGUAGCAUGGUUUAUGUAGCAAAGGUAAUCCAUAUUUUCCAUUUGGAUAAAGAGUGCAGGAUUUGGUCCCAGUGUUCAACAGGCCCCACAAAAAAUUAUAAUUCCUGCAUUUAAGCAGAAGCAUGAAAUAGACCCGGAGCAAAUAGAUAACUAUUACAUCCUAACUUAUUAGCACCAAGUCAGAGUUUUCUCUCUGAGUCUAGUUAUAGGAUAGACUAGAACUACUGGACUUAUCAGAACUAUGGCAUCAUUUGAAAGCCCAUACCAUAAGUAUAUUCAUGAAUUCCCCAAAUAAUUUAGCUCAAAGUUGUCCAUGGUCCUGCAAAUUCAUAAUUGGUGGUUUUUCUGUCUGGCCCAAGACUUGCAGAGUCCUCUGUGACUUCAGAAAAACUAAAGCAGUGGCAAUCAAAGGCUAUGACAGCUGGGAUCUGCAAAAGGCUCUUUGAUGUCACAGAGAACCUUGAAGGCCUUGCUGACUUACCUGCAAGAGUAUUAGAAGCCCACUCUGACAUCAGAGCAGCUCAUCAUCCCAAGGCAUUAAGUGAGUCAGAACAAGAAAAGAAAAAAGAAAUGGUAGCAAAGAGAUUCAGCAUAACACUAAGCCAAACUGUGAAUUAGCACAAGCAAGCAAAUGUGUGGGUUCAUGGAGUGAAGAUCAUGGUUGCAGUCCGCCCCCAGUCCUGUUAUUGCCUCACAACCUGGAGCUACGCUACUGUUGGGCUUAGCAUUAUAUCUGAACCUGGGCUCAUGGUUUUUCUCCUCCAAGAGCAAACUUUUAUUACAGUUUUUGGUUUGUCUGGAGCUACAUCUGUACUGGGGGAUGAGUGCUUCAGCUUCAAUCUUCAUUCUAGGAACCCACACAUUUGCUCAUUCACCCAUAUUUGGUCAAAAUGUUGGUCAAUGCAUUUAUUCUUCACAAACAGCUAAGGUAGCAAUAAAAGCACAAAGUGUUCCAUUUUCCACAACUAGAGUGGCCCCAUUCAAGGAAUGGGCCCUAGACUGUGGCCAUAACACUUGUUCAAACUGUAUUUUCUUCCACAUUUUGUUAGUUUUAUAGUUUGGACAUACUGUACAUAUGACAGAAAAGACUCCCGGUAUUUCAGAUUCACUGUAUACCCUUUCAGCUACUAUACCAUGCACAACCAUAUGUAAAUAUCAGUUCUUUUAAAUAAAACAUCCUUCAUGUGUGAAUAAUUUGGAAAUAUGCACAGGAAUACAGCUAAAAGAAUUUGCAAUGCAGAGCCUAAACAUUCAGUAAUAUCACCUGAAUGGAGUAACAUUUACAGUUAUCUAAACUAAAUUCUACUUCAUAUAUUGCAACAAUUCAAAUUUUAUUUAUCCAUGUAUUGCAUUUCUCAUUUAUUCCUUAACUAUGAAGAAACCUAUAAACCACCUUCUGGUGUAUUCAUUUAGUCUUCUCUUUGUAAAAACAAAAACAAAAAAAGGAUGGCUAUUCACAGAAAAGAGAAAGAAUUAUUUGAUUAGCAACUGGGAUCUAUUGUGCAUAUAGCAAAGCUGUGGUUCCCAUCAGAUAAAUAGUUUUUGAAUUCCACAACCAACUCUGAAAACAGGUUCCAUACUGCUUUCUUCAAAGAAUUUACAUUUCCAGUAAGCAGCCUGAGAAGCAGUCUAAAACUGGUGAAGUCUCUGUUAAAUAGUAAUACUCCUUGAAGAGUGUAACAAAGCUGGACAGCUCGUGUUUCCCAGUAUCUGAACUUUACUAAGUUCGUUGAAUAAGUAUUUGCUGCUCCACACCUGCCACUUACCUCUUCAGCCUCUCUUCUUGAGUGCUUUUCAGCCAACUGAGGCCAUGUCUGUUAUUGGACUUUGGCCUAUUAUUUAUUAAUUCUAUUUAUAACUCUUCACCAAUUGGUUCCAGGGCAGGAUACCUACAAUGUAAAAGUAACAAUCAAGCUUAAGAGUAAAGCUUGUUUGUGCAAAAUAUAUAUUAAAAGGACAAUUCCUGGAUGCGAAGAUUCAAGUUUGGGGCAUUAACUAUUUCAGUACAUGGUCAGCUGUGAAUUUGCUGUGUGUCAUGGGCUAAUACUUGCAUAAAUCAACCCUAAACUGCUUGUUAAUAUGGGGGAGGCGAUGUUCUUCCACUAGUCUUAUCCACUAAAUUGUUUUCCUUCUGAGGAUAUGUGCAGCAAAAAAACAUAUUGCUCAUAAGCUACUUCUGGAAGACUCAAGGAAAGAAAUUGCUCUUGACAAAAAUCAUGUCCGAUUCAGGAAAUGUGUGGUUCAGCCACUUGGUAGCAAUGACCAUAAUGUAAUUAAAUUUGGCAUCCUCCCAUGGGGAUCAUAACAUAAACCAAUAAUUUCACAGGAAACUUCAUUUUUUUAAUAAUACGGAAACCAGAAAUAGCCUAAAGGGGAAAGUUAGGAAAUUAAAAUCUAUAUGAUCAGAACAGAGGCUGCUUAAAGAUACCCACUUAAGUAUGAAAAUUUCUGGAAUGUGAAUAAAAUAAAAAGGUGUUACAGCAAGGUGGAUGAGAUUAUUAAGACCGUACACAUUGUAUCUGGAAAACCAUUUUAAUUCUUAAUUAGGCUGUAAACUUACUGUAAAAUGUAACAGCAAUAUCGUACUGUCAUUGAACUAGCCUGCAGUGUUGAAAAUAAAGUUAAAUACUUGAGGAUUUUAAAAAAGGGAAAGGGUCAAAUAACUAACAAUUGGUAUAAUGACUAGAGCACAGUCGUUAUACAUUAUACAGUGGUAUCUCGGGUUACAGAUGCUUCAGUUUACAGACUCCACUAACCCAGAAAUAGUACCUCGGGUUAAGAACUUUGCUUCAGGAUGAGAACAGAAAUCAUGCGGCGGCAUCGUGGUACCUCGGGUUAAGAACAGUUUCAGGUUAACAACAGGAAGAUUUAAAGGAACUAUUGGAAACUCAAGGCAGUAGAGAUAUGAGAUGAUCAGAGCCCCCCAAACUUGAAGCAUGGGAAGUCCCAAUAAAAAUUUAUAAUUUGGCAGAAUAUUUGGACUAUAUGAUAUGUAUUUGUAUAAUUUGGAAUAUUUAAUGUGAUUUGAUUGGAUUGUUAAAAUGGAAAAUUUAAUAAAAAAUUAUUAUUAUUAUUAUUAUUAUUAAAAGAACAGUUUCAGGUUAAGAACGGACCUCCAGAAUGAAUUAAGUUCUUAACCCGAGGUACCACUGUACAUGCUAGAACACAGCAAGCUGACAUAUUCACAACCAGUGGGAUGUAGUUAGGGUUAAGAGCAUAAGAAUAGCCUACUGGAUCAGGCCAAUGGCCCAUCUAUCCCAGCAACCCGUUCUCACGGUGACCAACCAGAUGCCAAUGGGAAACCAGCAAACAGAACAUGAGCAACUGGUAUUCAGAAGCAUUAUUGCCUGUAGCUGUGGAGGUAGAGCAUAACCAUCAUGUCUAGUGAUUGAUAGCCCUUUCCUCCAUGAAUUUGUCUAAUCCUUUUUUUAAAGCAAUUGAAGUUGAUGACCAUCACUGCCUCCUGGGGCAGCAAGUUCCACAGUUUGACUAUGCACUGCAUGAAGAAGCAUUUUAUCUGUCCUGAAUGUUACAACAAUAAGGUUGUAAGGUGAAGCUACCAACAUGAGUUUGACCAAACUGCAGGAGGCAGUGGAAGACAGGAGUGCCUGGCGUGCUCUGGUCCAUGGGGACACAAAGAGUCGGACACAACUAAACGACUAAACAACAACAAAGUGAGAAGUGUGGUAUGCUUAGCUACAGUGCUAACUUUGACCAUGGGAAACUCAGGUUCUAAUCAACCAUAGGGCUAAGCCAAAUAAUAGCAGUAUCAAUAGUAAUGAUAGCAGUAGUAGCAGUAAUACUGAAAACCUCAAGAAAUCUUCACUAUGGCUGGAUGCAGUCCAUCAACACAGAUGAACAUUUGGUUAAUUUUUAUGUCUAAGUUUCUCUUAUUCUGAGUAUGUAAUAGUUUUGUGUGGUCAUACAGUUUGCUUCAGGCAUCAGACUUCUAAACAACGCUGUUCUUUUAUUAUUUCAUUUAUUGGAUUUGCCAAAGUGCCAAUGCGACAGAUGCCCAGAGAAGUUAACAUGAAAUGAAACAAAUGUUACAACUGACCUUAUUUAAUUAAUGGUGUUAUAAAGUUCACUGACCUCUUUAAGAAAAAAAACAGUGAAAAACACGGGUGCUUGUUUGAAGGAGACCAACCCUCACAAGGCAAGGAAUCCAUGCUUGAGUUUACUGGAGUGGAUUUCUCCUUCAUCCCUAGUGAAGACUUCCCAACUGUUAUCAGAUUUCAGCCAUAUAACCAUUCAUUAUGCCCAUAUACAUAUGACUUAAUGAAGAUCAGGGCAGCAUGUAGAUAAAUCAUAAGGGACUGAAGAAAACCUUUGGUUUUUCUUGGUAAUGGAAUGGUUUAAUAUAAUAAAUAAAAACAUUAAACAAUAUAUGGGAAGCAUUAUUGCUUUUGUUUGUUACUGUGUUAAGUAUUUUUGUGUUUUUAUAUUGUAGACUGCCCUGUGACCCUCGAAUGAAUGGCAGUAUGGAAAUUUAAUAAAUAACAUAAAUAAACCGUUUGCUUUAAUCAUUAUGGCAUACAUUCGAUUUUCUAUAAUCUGCAUGUGCUGUUAUAUCUAAAGGUGCCCUUCUGCAUGUGGAAAGUAUGUUCCACUCAUAGAUGCAGUGCUUCCCACUGUGUGAAACAAAUUAAAUGAAUCUCAAAGUAUAUUCUUAUGCCUGUGUAAUCUCUUGCACCAGUGGAAAUGUGAGUACUAUUAUAGAACCUGCCAAUUAGAGCACUGUGUAAACCUUUUGUCAUAUAUUUGUGGAACUGCACUAAUUUUCUUUCCACUCGUCAUUCUUUGGAGCCAGUUCAGUCCCCCCCCCCCGCCACCUUGGUUUAUCAGUUUUAAGAACAUAAGAAAUGUGAAGGAGUAUUUCUGCAGUUAUAUACAGAGGAAGUUAUUAUAUUGCUUUUUAACGAAUGCUUAGGCAGUUUCAGACAUGGUCCCCUGGUUACAAUUAAGUUACUUGUUUAUAUAUAUAUAUAUAUUACCUACUAUUUUAAAAAGUAGCUAUUGUUGUUUGCAUUUCUAGAAACUGUUAUUCCCCUUCCUUUCCCCUUUGUUAAAAUUAAGUUAUUUUUCAAGUUUAGUACUUUGUAACAUGUUUGCCUCGUGGUCAAGCAAAAUUGCUGUUCUUGUUAAUUCUGCCCACUUCCAAGAGGGCUUCCAGUAUAGGACAUGAUUCCUGCCCCCCAAAUUUAUCCUCACAGCAAGCCUAGGUUAAGCUAAGUGAUGCUAACUGGCCUCAAGCAUUGUAAACACUGGGAACAAGCAGAGAUUUGAACCAGGGUCUUCCCAAGCUAAGUCAGGCAGUAUAACCACUUCACCACAUGAGCCCUCUGUAAUAGCCAAAAUAUCUGAAUGGGAACUGGCCAUCUUUGACUUGAAAAAUGCAUCUGUCCAGUGUCCUGAAGGACCCAUCUCUGGCCACCAUACCUUUGAUGUUUGUCCCAGCUUAUUGGUCUUCUGCUCUCACUGUGCACUCCAAACUACUGCCACACCCACCUCCUCUGUGGUCUAAUCCUCACCAGGUCUGACAAAUGUUCUGCUCAGUUGGGGAGAGCAGAUCGUACUAAGUCAACAUUUAUUUAGGGUGAUGUGGUGACUGUCUCCAAGUGCCAUAUCUUCUCCCAGAUACAGAUAGCCUGGGUACACACUGGCUCUUGUGACUCUUGUCUCUUGGGUAGUGCAUGGGAAGGCAGUGCACUUUUUCUCCUUGGCAUUAUUCAGUGCUUUUUUCCUGGGGGUUCGCAGGGGUACGCAUAUCCCUAAACAUUUUGUGAAUCUUUGUACUUUUGUCCAUUUACUGUAUUUAUUUUCCCCAAUUUGAACUAUAAAAUGGUGGUUUUCUUGAGUCAAAAUGUGCUCUAAACAUUAUUAUUUUUUAAGAAAAAAAACACUGGCAUUAUUAGUAAAGAGAAUUAGCUGUCUCUGGAUCUUCUUUGUAGCUGAAAUUGAAGAAGGCUUCCUAGUCAUCACAUUCAGAAGCACCCAGGCAAAUGUUGGUGCUGAUAUAAACUGGGGUUGCAUUCUGCCUCCCAUUGAAAAAAAAAGCCUGAACCACAAGCAAAUUCCUCAUUCACAUGUAUAUUUUAAUCGUACUAAUGAAACUUUUGAGAGCCUUUCCAGACACUCAUUUUCUUCUGGGCAGACAUCAUGGAUUCCCACAGAUUAUAUUAGUUUUGUUCACAUUGAAUAGCCAGCAUUCACCUCACACUGGCAUUAAACUCUGAAUGAAAUCACAUGAAUGGACAUUCCCUGGGGAACUGGGCAUCAUCCUACAAUGUUACUUGAAAUGACCAAGAUUUUCUGGAAACAGAUGUUUAUGAAUGGACAUCAUAAAUGUUGCAUACUGAUUUUUCAGUACAGAUUCAACAGUUCUGCAAAGAUCAGGCUCUUUGACUUUUCUCAAAAAACAAUCAUGACUUCUUCUCUAUCAGAUUCUAAAAAAUAAUUUUAAAAAUUGUACGCCACAGCAUACCUCCGAUAAGCUUGGUUACAUCAGUAUUUUGUAGUUAGGCCCAUAAUUGUGAUCAAGCAUUGUGUAUGGGAAUUUUUUUGUUUAGAGAUGAUGAAUUUCCUAGGAAAUGAGCUUUAUUCAUAUUAUCUGGACUCUGUUUUCUUUAUGUAGCUAUGGAUUACUUUAACACAGGAUGGAGUCCUUAAUUUGUAACACAUGAUUAAGUUUUUAUAAAUUGCUACAUUGUAUCUGUAUCAUUCCUGGUCUGGUGUGUGUACGUAUGUUUUAACAAAGAUGGCUUAACAUAAGACAGAUUUUUGUUAAUGGAAUCCAUUCCACCCAGAAGGUGUUCUUUACAACAAACAGGAAACACUGCUAUAUAUAACACAAGGUCUGAGCAAUGGAAAGAUACAUUGAUGAUGUCACUUAUUGUAAAUAUUAUUUGUACCUGCUAGUUUAUUUCAGGGGAAAUUAGGAGAGUGACAUCAUAAUGAUGGCUGACUUUUAUUAAUGCUCGCUCUCCCUUGCUCUCAUUCAUUCCUAGAUUGUAAAUUGUUAUAAAGGGAAGAAGCAGCCUUAAAAAUUCUGUCCCUCUUAUCUUUGUUGUGAAGAUUGUUUGUACAAAACAUACAGUUGAUAUCACUAGCUCUGUUAUUCUUGCCAUUAGCUUUCAUGUAACUCAAUUUUGAUAUACAGUUAAAUGAUUUGUCAUGGAAAGCAGGAUGUGAUCUAAGCCAAGGGACAAACAAGAUGUGCUGUUGGAGAUGAAUGAAGUCUCUUGACAUUUAGGGGGUGAGGAUUGGUGGGUUGUUGUUUUCUUACUGACUUACAACUUGGGAGGCAGCAAGUUGGAGUUCUGACAGCUUGCCCAAGCCCCUGCCCACCCCCCAUGGAUCCAGCCUAUGUGGUUCUGCCCUAGUUGUACUUCCCAGUCCUUUCUUCAUAGUUGCAUGUGUAAGAAGUAGAUAUACAGAAGGGCAAACCAUGGAUAUUGCUUUUGCUGGACUGGUGCAACUAAUUUCAGUUAUUAUUCUAUUUUUCCCCACUCUCAACUUUACAUUUAGGGUAGGCUGUAAAUGAAGUAAAGAUAUCAAUUCUCAGUUUUUAAAAUUAGCAUAUAAGCAGACUGGCAUUUCCUCAGCAUUAACUAAAAUUUGAUCAUUAUGAACCAUUUGCCUGUCCAUUAAAAGAUAUGCGUUUAAUAGAGCUCUAGAUUAUAUAAUUUACUAUUGGCCCAGUAUUCUGUAUUUUGUAAAGGGGGUCAUAGGAAUUGAACUUUAUAUGUUAUUCUAGUAACUUAUACCUUUUAAAUUGUUGAUAUGAUAUGUUGUAUAAAUAGAAAUUUUAUAAAUCUCUUUAAAAUGUGUCUUUAAAAAAAAAGUAUGACCUUUAAGUCACAACAAUCUGUUACAUAACUCGGCAAGGGAAGUCACAUGGUCGUAACCUCAUAUUUCCUUAAAUUUAUGGUUGUUUCUUGGUGGUCCAAAACACAUUUUAAAAAGUUCCCUUUCAUAGUAGUAAUCUUACUAAAUUGUUUAAUGUUUAAUGUUUGCUCUAAUAAAGGUCAGCACAAGUUCUUAUUUAGAUUUACAAUGGGAAAUAUAAAAUCUCAGAUACCAAUGAAACCUCAAGCAAUGAAGUCAGGGAUUUCCAGUGUUAUGUUUCAUUCUAAUGAUGCGAAGAUAAUGCCUUUAGCUGCAUGACCACUAUAUUAGCUACAGACCAUAAAAUAAUCUUUAUGGAAACAAGGAGUCAGAAACCACGUAUUUCUUACUCCAGCCAAGCAUUCUCAUCAUUAGUAAUAUUUGGUUGGUAAAAUCCCCCAACCAUUUCAGUAUCUCCUUCCUUCCUGCCUGCCUGCCUGCCUGCCUGCCUGCAUCAAAAUAUGAGGGUGUGUAACAAAAAGAGAGCAAUCAUUGUGGCAUGUUUUCCUGCUCUUGGAUCAUAGAAAUAUAUAGAACAGCCUGAUGCUAGGACCGGUGGUACCCAGAAAAAACACUUUGGGUUGUACAAAACAUGAUAUGACACUUCUGCUGCAGGAAAUUUUACAGGUGUUGCAGGCAGAUGUAGUGUGGAGUAGAUGAAGGCAGAUGAAGGUAUUUGGUUGUGCUGCUGCAGAUGCACCAGGGUGUUUCUUCUCUCUGUGGUUGUUUCUCUUCGGCUCACUACUGUGGAUAUACAACCUGUCUGUCUGUCUCCAGGCUGUCUCCUGUCUGUCUGUCUGUCUCAUCUGCAAGGGUGAUGACCCCACACGGCAGGGUUGAGGUUGCCACAAAUAGGUUUAUUGAAAAUAUGGGCCAAGUGGAUCCAUAUAAGUGGUAAAAAUGACCAUAUGAUGGCUUUACAAUGGCCAUGAUGCAAAGUUCUGCAUGCUAUUUCCAAACAUGCAUCAGAGAUUUUUCAGUUCUCUCCCCGCCCAUUUCUAACAGCAGCUCCCUUUGCCCCUAAAACGCUCUCCCCAAAUUAGGACAAUGAACCCUCUGGAGUAGCAUCCCACAAGGCAUUAUCCACAAAAGUACAUUGUGCAUCCAUCCAGGUUGCUCUUAUCCCAGACUUGCAACUCAACCUGCAUUUUUCAUGCUGCAGCAAUGUGUGCCAAAAGACAUGGCAGCUUCAAAUUUUUAUGGGCCAUAGUGACUUCCAGCUUCAUUCAUGCAUUCAUUUUAUAUAAGAGUGUUUAUAUACUGCCAUCUCAUAAAAUAUCAGGGCAGUGUACAUCAAUUUAAAAGCAUUAAAUAAAAAUUAAAAGCAGUACAAAACAAUUCUUAAAAUGACUAGCUACUCAAGAAAAUUUCAAACAGCUACAUAAGCCUAUCUUCAAGGUUCACUUGAAUGCCAAAAGCGAUGUUGCCUGCUGAAUCUCUGCUGGAAGUGUGUCUCACAGCAUGGGACUGGCGACACUAAGUGGUCGAUUUUUGGUUAAGUUCAUUUGGCAUCUUUAACAUGGGGGAUAACUAUCAGUGCUCCUCCGGAUGAUCUCACUUGGUUAUGUAAACAGUGGCUCCCUGGGUGAAUCUCAGCACACUGAGCUUCUUCCACUUGAUCACAACCACUUGAAAAGCAACUUUGCUACAGAGUGUCAACAACCAAUUCCUCUUGAAUUUGUUGUGAAGAAGCAUGCUUGAUGUUGGCCCAAAAGGUCACAUCCAUAGAACAGAUGCUUAUCCGUUGCAUAGCAAAUAUAGGUUGAAUUUUGAGUUGGGAACAUGAUGAAGCAAUUGCAGCUUAAAUAUUCUCAACAUAGCUAUUUGAAUUAUGCAUUGGCUGUUGAGAACACGCAGACUGCAUUCAUAACAGGUGGCUAUUUUCACUAUAGAAAAGUUUAAGAUAUAAACAUUCACCUGGGAAUUGGCAGUAUUUUUUCCCUAUUUUUUCAAACAGUAGUGUUAUGAAAAGCUAAAGUCAAAAGGUUAUUAAAUGGUCAGUAGUGGCUAGCUUAUUAAAUAGCCAUCAUUAUCCCAUGUUGCUAUAACAUCAUUAAACCAAUGUUGCUAAAACUGGGCAUCAAUGCACUUUAAUUCAAAUUAGAUCUUCAGACUAUAGCAGCUCUUCAUGACGCCAUUCGGGGAAAUUGGCAGGGCUGGAGAUCACAAGGAAUGAAUGAAAUGCAUGUAUUGUAUAAACAUAAUGUGCAAAUAUGAGUUCAAAUGGAAUACACGGCAGUGACCUCAGAUAUUAGGUUCAGGAUAAUCACAGUUCAGAUAACUGGUGUUCCAUUAUACUUUGCGUAAGGAUACUGAAAUCAACAUAUCAUGGCAACUUGGCAGCAGCUGCGGAUUGUUUUUGUUUAUGAACUUAGAAAGAGGAUGGAUGGUUUACCAAACCUUUCAUCCUAGAUGCUGCUAAUUGAAUGAGCACUUAUGAGGCCAUUGAAAGUGCAAUGUAAUUAACUGUUGCUGGGAUCCAAAGAACCAUACUGGGAAUGCAGUGGGGACUUUCUGAAAGCAGCUCUCCAUGUUACUAAAAAAACAAACAAACCAGCAACCAAAACCCAGUGGAAGUCCAACAAUGGUCUCUGAUGGUGGCCUCUAAUUUAACAUAAAGAGGGGGGAAUCAUGGGGGAAACAAGGGGUUCCAUGGUACUUGCAAGGAGGUCCUGCAUGUUCCUAAUGGGUUUUCUUGAUCUUGACCCAUGUCUUUGAUUUCAAUGGGAGUUGAAGGAGCUUAACUUUGCAUUAACUUUGCAUUUUUGCACCCAGUUGCAUAUAACAGAUUGGAGUUGGUUAUGCCUAAAAUAGACCCAUUGAUAUCAGUGGGAUUUAAGUUAUGUCUUUAUAAGCUUUAGCCCCAUUGAUUUCAGUGGGGAUAUUCUAUGCAUAGCCAAGUCUGGAUCCAACCCAAAGUUGCAGAAACUCUGAAAUGUACUGAUAUUGCUAAGUCAGCAAUAAUAACAGAAUUUCACCUCAGAGGUCACAAUCUGACACAGGAUAAGGCAUGUUUCAGCCCAUUGAUUUAAAUGGGUCUAGUUGAGGCAAGAGUCUAGCUCCAGUUCAAGAGUAAAGAACUGAUGUAAUUGUGCCAUUAAUGAAAAUUGUUUUCAUGCUGUAGCUUUUCUUCUUGAAAUCAUUAUAGAAUUUCACAACCUGCAAUCUAUAAGUUAACCUGUAUUUAUUUUAAAGGGCAUAAAAACAAAUUUCAAGUUAUGCAGAUUGUACAAUUUUGUUUGCCAAAAUGAAAGCUUGCAUUCUGGCCCAUUGUACAAACAAGAAAAAGCACCCUGAAACAGAAUAGUGUAAAAAUAUUCAUAUACAAAGUCUUCAUGUCCUAUUAUAAAUGAUAAUAUAAAUGAUAUACAAGCACAGUCUCCACAUACAGAAGUACAUUGUAUCAUAUUUUAUCAUGGAUGAUUUGUCAUAUUAAGGAACUGCAUUUCAAAAUUAUUCUUUAAGUACAAGUAGCAAAGAAGAAGAAGAAAAUGAACGACAAUAUAUCAAGAUCACUAAAGGAAAGAAUAAGUUCACCGAUAACAAUCAUUAUGGUGCAUGCCUAUACAUGCCUACUCAGAGGUAAACCCCAUUGACUUCAAUGGAACUUACUCCUUGGUAAGAGAGUAUAGGAUUGCAGCCUUAAGUAUAUCAUGCUGCAGGAAUAACUGGAGUGAGACGGCCUAAGAAGCACCUCAUAAACAAUAGCAUAUUUAACUUAUGUGUGAAAUAUUCAUUAUGUUCAGGAAAUUCUUUUCUGAUCAUACCCCAUUCUGUGUAUUUUUGAAUCUCUGUUUGUAUCAAUACUUAUUAAUUAGAUAUUUUCUGUAGAAAAAUACAUUUAUGCUAGUAUGCUUGGAGGGUGCUCUUUUGCAUUCUGCACUUCAGAGCUCUGAAAGAUCCCCCUCCCUUUCCCUCCCACCCCUCCCUUUUUGGGGUUGGUUUUUUGUGUGUGUGUGUGUUUUUUGCUGCAUUUUGUUGCUGGCAUUUGUAUUGUCACAGUACAUGAAACUGAUGCUAAACAUAUAACAGUACUAAUCUGUGUGGCAUACAUAAAUAAUGAAAGAAAGAUGUUUGGGCAUUUUCUAUUUUUGUUUUUUGAAAUAAUAAAAUCCUUUGCGCUAUGGACCCCCGUACAGAAUGAUGCUUUCAUGCAGUGAGAAUGGAGGCUGCUUAUUACCUACAGUAUGCUAGCAAUGAUGAACAGACCACCAUCGUUGUGACAAGUGAUGUAGUUGCCUCCAGGGUAAAACAAAGGUUUACAUAUUACACAAGCAAUUUAACUGUUUUCUAAACAUAUUGCCAAGACAGUGGGAGUUGGCACUGUGUUUCAGGGCUUGGAUACUUGGAUUUGAAGUGACUGCUGAUUAUAGACCUUUUUCCUAAUUUGCCUUCUGCUUAUAACAAGCAACCUAGUAAUCCAGGAAAGAAUUCUCUACAGCACUUAAACUUGUCUUCAUGGCUUCCCAAAGAUCUCUCCAUAGAAAAGGAGUGAGGAGGCUUGUAUACCAAUAGCUACACAAAACAAUUGUUCUCUUCCGACUCUCAAGGAGCAACAACCGCUGCCGCCCCCCAAUUCCCCAAACCGGAUGAAAUGUUUUAUAAUCCUUUUUUGUGCCAUAGUUAGAAAAGGAAGAAAGAAAAGAAGAAAGGAGGCAGGCAAAGAUUACUCACAAGAAAGAAAGAAACUUUUUUUAAGGGGGGGUCCCUCUUCAACACAAUAAAGAACAUAAUUAACUUCACAAUUCUUUGUUUUGCUUUUUUCCCCAUUUGACUGCAGGGUGGAGAUGAAAGAGGGCUCUUAAGCCUUGCAUUCCAUCCCAAUUACAAAAAAAAUGGAAAGCUGUAUGUGUCCUAUACCACCAACCAAGAACGAUGGGCCAUUGGGCCACAUGACCAUAUUCUUAGGGUUGUAGAAUACACCGUGUCCAGGUACGAAUUUUGUAAACAGCUUCAGCAGCAAGUCCCCAUAUACAGUGUACUUCAGCUUAGUUGUGUCAUAUGCUGGGAAUCUGUCAGUCCCCAAGCCCAGUUUUUCUGCUUUUGCAUGCCUUGCUUUUAAACAGGUUGCCCCUCAUUUACAUAGGAUCCAUCUAGAUACUGUCAGUAAACAUCCGUGACAGAUUUCAAUCAAACGCUGCUCAGGCAAGCGGCAAAGUGCAGUGCCUUGCUCUCUUCAAUAAAUCCUCUUUAUUCUAUAAUGAUUAAUGCUGUAUUAUGUUCUAUCAUGUUAUUGUUAUUAAUUGUUUGUAAGCCACCAUGGGAUAUUUACCUGGAUGAAAAGCGGCAUAGAAAUAUAAUCAGCCGAACCAAUCUUUAUUCAAAUGUAUAUCCCAAAUAAUUUCAAAAAAAAUAAACAGUAAUGCACAUUUUUUGUCUUUGAUACAAAAUUCUAGUCUUUUGGAAAGAUCUGACACAUCACUAUUUUUGGAAUUAAGAAGGUUGACUAUUGACUGAGGAAUCUGCAACAAAGUCUGACUCCAUGCAGGACAAUGCUAUGCUAACCUACUACUCUUCUGAUCUAGCUUAUUAGUGCAUUUGAGCAACAAAAUUCAUCUUGAUGGUGGUUUCUCAAGUCUUAAUAUGGCUUAAACUGACCAUACCCACUUCCUUUUUUCCUGGACAUGAAGGAAUGAGGAAUGUUAGCCUCAAACUGAGUUGGCAGCCAUACUACAUGUGACUGACUAGUUACUGGUAUGCCUCAGAAUGCUCUUUAAUGAGAUCCCUUUGGAGAGUGGUUCAGCUGUACCUCUCUCUAACGAUCCCUUAAAAUCCACUAUCAAUCUAUGUCCUCACCACCUACAACUGUGCUGAAUAACAUUUGUUUAUUUAUUUCCGUAUGUCCCACCCUUUUUCCAAGGACCUUGGGGUGGCAUACACAUUUUCCCCAAAUUUAUCCUCACAGCAACCCUAUUAAGAGAAUAGUGUCUGGUCCAUGGUCAGGGAGGAGGAACCCGUGGCUGUUCAUAUGUUGUUGGACUCCAACUCACAUCAGGCACAGGCAGCGUUACUAGCGUUCAGCAAUAGCAUCCAAUAUCUGGGGUGCCACAGGUUCCCUAACCCUUCUCUAUUAUACCACACCGGUUGCCUCUUAAUAUCAGCAACAAAAACCUGAGAUACAUUCAGGAUGCAAAACCUUUGCCACAUGGCAAGCAAAGGAACAAAACAAUACCAAAAAAAAACCCCCACGCACUGUUUGAUGGCCAGUCACAGUCCACUAAGGAAUCAUUGGCCCCCAGGCCAAUUGAGUGGAAGCUAUCAUGCCUCACCCAUGUUUAAAAGGACCUAGGACAAAGCUUUAUUUCAAAAACCAUAUGUCCCUGCCAUUCUGAACUAAUGCAAGGAUGGUUCUGGGGCAGAGAAGAAACAUUUUAAACAUAAAUUUAAUGGAAAUAUAUUAUUGAGAUUAAUUCCACAAUCCUUUUUCUGUGCUACAGGAAAAAUCCACAUCAGGUUGAUACGAGAACAGCAAAAGGUUUUCUAGAAGUUGCAGAGCUACACAGAAAACACCUAGGAGGACAGCUGCUGUUUGGCCCUGAUGGGUUUUUAUACACAUUCCUUGGUGAUGGGAUGAUCACUAUAGAUGAUAUGGAGGAAAUGGAUGGUUUGAGGUAUAAUAAUUACCAGUGGAUAAAAUCUUUCUUAUUUAUUGUUUCUUUUUCAGCACCACACCCUCUAAAAUAAUUCUACCAUUUAGAUGUCCAAUACAGAUCAGUAAUAUAAUCUUCAUCGUUGAAAACAUGUGCCAAUCCCCCCACUCACUAUAUUUAUACAAUUCAUGUGCUGAUCACUUCAGUGAAUGAAUUGGAAUAGCAAGAUGCAGACCACCACAGAAGCAUUAAUGCUUAAUGGAGGAAAAUAUAUUUUAUCCAUACUGCUCUGUUUAUACUGCUCCCCACUCAAUAUAGCUAAACACAAGUACCAGUCCUCCAAAAUGGAGGAACUCAUUUGAGCAAAUGUGUCCAGUGAAAAUCAUAGGUGCAUGCAGCAUGUCAUUUCUGUCUUCUAAAGAGGCCAAACUGAGACUUAACAAGUGGAGGCAAUUUGGAGCUACGUUAUCUCACAGAGUUAGUAUGCUGCCUUAAACCCACAGAGAUUACCCUUUCAUUGGGUAAUUUCCUGUUUAUUUCACUACUAUUUAAAUGAAUGCUGCCAAGUAAAAAUCCUUUUAAAAAUCAAUUGUGUUAUCCUCCAACUUUCUCAGUGAUUUUACAGGUUCUGUGUUACGCCUGGAUGUAGAUACUGAUUUCUGCCAUGUGCCUUAUUCCAUACCACGGAGCAACCCACACUUUAACAGCACCAAUCAGCCUCCUGAAAUUUUUGCCCAUGGACUCCACAAUCCAGGCAGGUAAGUAGGUUAUAUUUCUUUUUCAACAUGACCAUAAACUAACAAGGAGAUAAACACACUUUUAAAAAUUGAAUAUUCAGAGACAAUCCUUCAUCUAUGCCCAUAGGGAAAGGGAGGAAAAAGACAAUAAAAUAAUUUAACCGAAAGGGUGGGUGGGUGUUUACUUCAUGGGGAUGUAUAUUUGGAACAAGGUCUUACAACCGUGAAAGAAGAUCCAUGUGUUCGUUCGGAAAUACUGUAUUAGUAUGUACAUUACAUUCCAGUCUACUAAACAAAUACCCUGUGGUGAACUGGUGUUGCCAUAGGGAGAUUAGAGUUUAAAUCACUUUGCCAGCCAUACAUCUAAGCACAACAAGAACAUGCUCUAUGGAGAGCUGGCUUCAGGCACUAGGCCUGUUAGAAGACCAACUCUUCACUAGAAAGAUGUCUACAAACUAGACAUGAAGGCUGGCAACAUCAACCCUGCUGUGUGGAAAUCCCUUGCAAACAACUGCAGUGCCUGGAGACAACCAGUGAGGUUGUCUAUCCACAGCAGUGACCAGAGCAGGAAAGACCACUGGGAAGAGCACAGAAAGAAGAAACACCAUGAUGUGUCUGCAGCAGCACAACUGGAUGCCUUCAUCUGCCCCAGCUGCAACAAAACAUUCUCUUCCUUAUUGAUCUCUACAGCCAUCAGGUGCUGUAACUCUCCAAUGGUUUGACUUCACCCCCAAAGGCACACUCUUCAAUUGUUUCCCAAGACAGGCGGAUGCCGAGCAUGAAGUUGUAUGAAUUUCUUUUGGUUUUUGCACAAAUCAGAAACAAGCACUCUGGUCCAGGAAUUUUCAAAAUGGGUUUUUGUUUCUGUCAAAGGGCUUGUUUUUUUAAUUUAGUAUAAAAUAUUCGGGUAGUCCUUAAAGAACACAAGAAGAGCCUGCGGGAUCCAACCAAUGGCUUAACUAGUCCAGCAUCCUGCUCUCACAAUGGCCAGCCAAGAUGCCCGUGAAAAACCUGCAAGCUGGAUUGAGCACAAGAGCACUCUCCCCUCCUGCAGUUCUGAGCAACUGAUAUUCAGAAUUUUUACUGCCUCCAACCUUGAAGGCAUAGCAUGGCCAUCAUGACUAGUUGUCAUCAGUAGCCCUCUCUAUGGAUCUGUCUAAUUCUCUUAUAAAGCCAUCUAGGUUGGUGGCCAUCACUGCCUCUAUGUAACUUAUGAAUUGCAAAUGCUUGAUACUCUGACUUUAGUGAAACUAAGUGGAUAGCUACAUAUUACAGUAUACAUGUAACAGUAAGGUAAAGGUAAAGGGACCCUGACCAUUAGGUCCAGUCGUGGCUGGCUCUGGGGUUGCGGCGCUCAUCUCGCUUUAUUGGCUGAGGGAGCCAGCGUACAGCUUCCAGGUCAUGUGGCCAGCAUGACUCAGCCACUUCUGGCGAACCAGAGCAGCGCAUGGAAACGCCGUUUACCUUCCCGCUGGAGCGGUACCUAUUUAUCUACUUGCACUUUGACAUGCUUUCAAACUGCUAGGUUGGCAGGAGCAGGGACCGAAGGGAGCUCACCCCGUCGCAGGGAUUCGAACCGCCGACCUUCUGAUCAGCAAGUCCUAGGCUCUGUGGUUUAACCCACAGCAAAAGAGAAACAUAUUCAGGAGGGGUGAAUCCGACGGCGAGAGAAGCUGCAGAAGGAGAGCCUGUGUUUCCUGUUCCAGUUUCUCCACUCCAAAUCCCUUCUCCACUCAACACUAACAUAUACCCCAGGUUCCAAAUGCAUGUUUACCCCUUAGUUUCACCACAAUCCCAGUAUCAAGUAUUAUAGAUUUCCACUCAGUAACUCAAACCAGCUGAAUAAUUUAUAUAAAAUUAUAAAUAAGUAGUACAUCGUAAUGCUGCAGCAAUUUCCCCGCCUUCGUCAGCAAUUAACUCAUUCAUGUUCCACAACAGUGGCUACUGCAUGCAUCAUCAAUAGCAAAUCCAACAACAUGACAACAGCAGGUUAUAGCCCAGCCACAAAGUCAAAAGAUUUCUGCAACCACACCCACACACCACUCCAUCUUUCCAGCAAGAGAUAUUAUGGCAGUUCAAAGACACAUUCCAGCUGGGCAAAAGCAUUAAAGGAGUGUUGGGGGUGAAGCCAGAACGAGUUGUGGUCUGGAGUGGGGUGGCUAAAGGAUUGUCUGGAGGACCAUACAGAGAGGUCCAGAGGGCCAUAUUCAGCUCCCAGGCUAAGGUUUCCAACUCACACAGUAAACAAACCUUAUAAGAAUGGCCAUUUACAUGCACUUGAGGAUCAGCAUUUCAGCAUGGAAAGCAUUGUUUUGUAUUCUGGUAUAGAAGCAAAGUGGUAAAUGACAGAAGGUUUGCUGUUUCAUCUCUCUUUUAACAUGCUGUUGAACAGGUGUGCCGUGGAUCGUCACCCAACUGAUGUAAAUAUUAAUUUAACAAUACUUUGUUCAGACUCCAAUGGGAAGAACAGGUCCUCAGCAAGAAUCCUUCAGAUAAUAAAGGGGAAAGAUUAUGGUAAGUCCUAUAAUACGUACAGUAUAUUUAGAUAGCCUUCCAAGAAUGUGUAGGCUAGUGAGUACAGCCCUACAGGCAUAUCUAAUAUGUUAUAUGUGAAAGGGAGCAAAAGGAAGAUUUUAAAAAUAUUUUUACCAUUACACUCCUUUCAAAUUAAAGUAUUUCUAGUCUCAUAGUUACAGAUACAUGAUUUUAAAAUGUUGCAGCAUUAUCUACAACCCAGAACAGAGUUAUGAGCACUUAGGACCCAUUGAAAUCAGUGGAACUUGAGAGCAUGACUAGCCCUCUUCUAGAUUUCAGCUUUAGCUAUUGCACAUAUUUGUGGGUACAUUUUAUAAAUGCCAUACUAAAGAGUGAUGUGGUUUGAAAAGGGAUUUAUUAAGCCACAGUUCCAGUGGAAUUCUGGGUGAUUCUAAUGAAGAUGAAACAAAGGAAUUUUGUGAUGCAAAAUUAUGACCACCCAGGGAAGAAUGCAAUUAGAGUAAAGUACUGUGGUCCCUUGCUUAAAAGAAUAAUUUAUCAGAUUGCAUAAUAUUGUCUUACUUACCCUAAAAGCUUAACAUGCAAAUUCAUUUUCCAAAAAUUAAGGAAAAAGUAAGUGCAGUAGUCUCCAGCUUGCUAGAGUCUAGCAAACAAAAAUCAUGUCUGUGCCAAUCAUUUAAAAUUAUAUAUUUUGGGAAAACAAGGAAGAAUCUUGUGGCAUCUUAUCGAGUAAUGAAAAUGUAAGAUUUUGUAGACUAGAAUCCACUUCAUCUGAGGCGUGAAGUGGAGAGAGAAAACAGUCGUGCAAGAUGCAGUCAAAUGGUAAUGAAAUGCAAAAAGUAGACUGUGAAAAUUCAAUUAAAGCAUGCAUAGGAUUGUGCUGCAUAAGAUCUAAUGCUGGACAAAUGUUGCUGACUAAAGAAACUGUAAUGUUAUUUUAGCCUAAAUUCUACCUUGCAUUUUCUGGUUUGCAGCACUGGGGUUGUUGAAAUACAAAUAUCCUGAUUUUUUACUCUCCUCUUUCAAUUAAAACAUGUCUUUAACAAAUGAAAUUGCAUUUAAUCUAACACUAUGGUAGUUCCUUUUUAGAAAGCGAGCCUUCACUUUUGGAAUUCAAGCCAUUCAGUAGUGGGCCAUUGGUUGGUGGAUUUGUAUACAGAGGCUGCCAGUCUGAAAGACUUUACGGAAGUUAUAUAUUUGCAGACCGUAACGGGUAAGUUUCUUUAAAACUCGCACAAAAGCAAUACAGAUGUAGCCCCCCCUCAUAGUAAGCUCCUGCAUCUUCUUCCUCCCACACAUGGCAACUACUAAGCACCCUUUUCACCCAUUUAUGAAGUCACCAUUUCCUCUGAUGCUAUAGACUGUUUCAUGCCUCUGCUUUCAUCUUCACCUACAUUCACAUUCCUCCUCCUCCCGCCUUUUCUGCAACCACCCCUUUUUCUCCCUGCCCCCUUACUUUAUCUCAACUGUCCCUUGCGCAUAGAUCACACCCAUUUUGCGCAUAGAUCACACCCAUGCCUUCUUCUCUAUCCUAGUCUGCAGUCCCCUUUGUGCACACAUCCCAUGCUGAUAUAUGCUACUGUAUGUUUAAGAUGAACAUCUUAAGAGCAAGCCUGUCAGUUAGUUUGUUCAUUUAGGGAAGGUUAUGUUCAGUUAAUGGAUGUUGCACAUGUAUGGGUGUUUGCUUGUUAGAAAAUAUCUGGUCGAAAUUACUACAUUGAAUCUGGGACUUCGUGUUGAAGAAAACACAUGGUACCAGGAGUGAAAUGCAUUUUGUGUAGGUACUGUGGGAUAUUUGAGGGCUCCACAUCUUUUGGUGAGUGGUAGAUCCGUUGUUGUUCCCAAGAGAGGGUGGAAUCAAAAGCCCCACCAAUCAGGGGCAGAGGAAGGGGGUACGGUGGGGGCAGUCCACCCCGGGUGUCACCACUGACGGGGGUGACAAAAUGGCAGGCGGCACUCACCAUGAGGCAUGCAGCGCGCCUGAGCCGUGCGUCUCUCCUGGUCCGCCCGCCUCCUCCUCCCCAGCUAUAGGGCGGCUGAGUUGAAGGAGGCAGGCAGACUCCUUGGAGACCCCGCAGAGCAUCCUGCCCUGGCUGGCCCCACCCCCGCACGCGGCUGGCCCAGCCCCUGGGCGCAGAUCACGUGCACCGCCCCAGGCACCCGAUCAGCUGGAUCCGCCACUGCCACCAAUCACAUGGAAGGCCUUUUAGAGCACCUCAAGUAGCUCUCAGUGACCAAAGCAUAAUAGGUCUGGAUUCAUCAAAACAUUGUGUUAUAUUUCAUGAGAAUUUAUCAGUGCUCAGAGGCACAAAGUAUAAUUUGGAUUGUAGGCUUUAUGGCUCAGAUUUUAAAGGACUCCAUUUUACAUGUGUCCAUUAUAGUUCUAGAUUUUAUUGAUGCAAAGCACACUGUGUAACAUUUUGUCCCUUUUUUUAUUUGUGUUUACAGAAAUUUUUUAACACUGCAACAGAGCCCCGUGACCAAACAGUGGCAAGAGAAACCACUUUGUCUGGGUAACAGUGGUUCAUGUAGAGGUUUCUUUUCAGGACAUAUCUUGGGAUUUGGUGAAGAUGAAGUAGGUAAGACAAUAACAGCUUCUUUAGGAUAUUAUUAUAUUUAUAAGAAAAACUUGGCCAAGAUGUGUCUUGUGUUAUCUAUAUCUAUCUAUCUAUCUAUCUAUCUAUCUAUCUAUGUGUGCAUUUAUAAAAGUUCUAUAUUGCAAUUCAAUACAUUAUUAUCAGGGUGGUUCACAAGAAAAAAGAAACAAGUUAAUAUUUUAAAAUGUAAUAAAAUGAAAACAAACAAUAAAACACUAGGAUUUAAAAGUAGCAAUAGGAUACUCAAAUAUUAAAAGCUCAUCAGAUAUUAAAAGCCUGGGGAAAUUUAAAAAAUCUUCCCCUGGGACCCAAAAUAACUUAGUGUAGGCACCAGGAGAGCCUUCCUAGAGAGAGAAUACCAUAAACGGGCCAAUACCAAGAAGGCCCUGUCACUUCUUGCCUCAAUUAGAGAUUUUUUAUAUAUUAAGCAAUUUACAAAUGUGUUUAAAUAAAUAAAAACUUGAGGUACUGUGGAUGCUCAAGAAGGGGCUCCAAAGAUGGAAGCGGACUUUCCUUCUGAUAUCUACAUCCUAAUCUGUGCAGAGCCUUAAAAGUAAGCACUGGCACUUGGAAUAGUACUAGAACAAAAGCCAAUGGAGCUACAUAAGCACAGGCAAGAUAUAUUCUCAGUAACAGCUCCAGAAUAUAUCUAAACAGGAGGUUUCCAGAACAUGGACAAGCUAUCUCCAUAAUGCGCAGUGUACUGGGUAUAUCAAUUGCAUCAUAUCUGCAGAAUGAUUGAUUCUUCAUUUUUCUAAACUAACAAAACUCUGCGAAAUGUUUUUCCAAAUUGCCCUGCUCGUGCUACAAGAGCAACUGAAACCACAUUGAUGCUUUGAGUCUCCCAUUGACUACUGGUGUGAAACUCCCUCUUCCACCUGCAAAUAUGUGGGCAGGCAGAAGUGCUCCCAGUAGGGAACCUGGCAGCAGAAGCCAGCAGAAAGACCCCAAACACAGUUUUCUUAUGGUGAGGCUGAGUCAGAUCUAGGCUGGCACAGCCAUUCGCCUGCCCACUACCCUCUGUCCCAGCCACAAAGCUUUGGAUAUAACUUUGGCCCCACCACCCAUAAAGCCCCAGCAGACUGUAGGAGGUUAGAUAGGAUUGCUCCUUUAGUCCUUUUUCACACUGUGACAGAAAGAGAAGCAAAGAGAAAUUGCCAGCAAAGUUUAUAUGCCUCUUUUGUGCCAGGGGCUUUAGGAGAAAUAUAUUCACAUAAAUGCACAACAAGGACUGAGACUGAGGUCAGAUACUGAGACUCAAGCACAGAAUGUAUCUUCGGAUCUUUAGGCUUUGACCAGGGGGUUCCGGGUUCAGUUUCCAUGCCCUGCUGUGAAUCUUUGGGGCUUUAUCAGCCAGGUUGUUCUUUCUCAGUUCUGUUUGCUUUAUAAAAAACAAAAACAAAGAAACCGGAAAUACCUAAUGUAAAGCAGAAUUAAAUAAUUAUUGCAAUAUCCUUGCCGCACAAAAAGAAAGAGCCACAAAUUGUACAUUAACUUUUCAGUUUUUUAGUGGAUACCGCUAAUCAUUUAUGGUAUGCUUUUUCUUAACAGGUGAGGUCUACAUCUUAGCAAGCAGUAAAAGCAUGACACACUCUCACAAUGGGAAGCUCUACAAAAUUGUUGACCCCAAAAGGUAAGAGAUGCUUUAGUGAGUGAGUGAGUUGGUGCCGUUUACCUAGAGGAGAGGCAGUGGUGAGGUUGACAUUGUGUAAGCACAUAGGUGGAACCAAUCCAGCACUCCUUCCUGUGCAUUUGAAGAAGCAGAAGCAGCGUUUGGAUUUGAUAUCCCGCUUUAUCACUACCCGAAGGAGUCUCAAAGCGGCUAACAUUCUCCUUUCCCUUCCUCCCCCACAACAAACACUCUGUGAGGUGAGUGGGGCCGAGAGACUUCAGAGAAGUGUGACUAGCCCAAGGUCACCCAGCAGCUGCAUGUGGAGGAGCGGGGAAGCGAACCUGGUUCCCCAGAUUACAAGACUACCGCUCUUAACCACUACACCACACUGGCUCCUUUGCACCACACUACCCUCCCCCUCCCCUCCUCCUCCUAGUAAGCAGCAGCGGCUCACCUGCCACAAGGAGGCCUUUUUUUCAGCCAGAACUCACCAGAGCUCAAUUCCGGCACCACUCAGGUGGGCACCAUUGCGAUUAUAAGAGAACAAGGGAGGUAUUUGUGGUGAGUUCUGGUACCUCUUUUUUUUUUUUUUUUUAGAAAAACAGCACUCCCAAGAGUCACACAGCUAAGCAGAGAGAAAAGGGGCUUAUCCACACUUACCUUUCCUCUGUUAUUUCCAGGCACAGUCCGCACUUUAAAUCUCCGUGUCCAAGCACCCGCCCACCUGUUUUUCUCUCUCUCCAGAGCCUUCCCCAUGAAAACCCACUCUUUAAAGCUCAAUCGGAUUUGUCAUUCAAAUGAAUAAGCUUUCAAAAUCAUGAGUAAAAUACAAACAACAGCUUUUUUAUUGGAAGUGGAGAAGGUACUGUGGAGUAUUGUGGAGGCAGGGUACUCCAUCAAUACUUGGAUGUGUAGACUAUUGAGAUGUGCAGGAAAUGGCAAAGUGGCAGGGAAGCUGAAAUAAGAGGGCUCUGCUUUGACAGAGGGGUAUAAGUGAUUCAGAAUUUUGAACAACCUAACAGUAAAUUAAUAACAUAUAGGAAAGUUCCAUUACUUUGUCAUGUAUCUGCCACUGAAAUGUUAUUAAUUAAGAAGCAGAUGUUACUGCAGUCAAUCAAGCAUACUAUAUUUGUUUUAUUUAUGAAUUCUAGGUGGAAAAGUACUUUUGCAAAACAAAUCUUGCUGGCUUCAUUUGGAUUGUUUAGUCUGUUGGUGUGUGGAUUUAGGCGAAUUUUACACCUUUAAUCCACUAUUAGUAUCUAAUUACAAGGGGGUUGCUUUGUUUGACCUUGGCUUUGUGCUCCUGUUGCCUCGGCGAUUAGGGUGGUCUCAAAAUGACAUACCUGAAAGGCCAGACCUCCCAAUGCAGAGUUCCUGGUUAGCUAUUUAAUGUGUGGCAGAGGGUAAUGCAUCUGGCUAGAAUAAGACAAGAGGGGGAAAUACACUGUUCUAAUGACACUAUGUACUCUGGCAUACAUUCGAAAUGAAACUGAUUUUAAAAAUGGAAAGCCAGGAAAUACUUUGUUAAGAUAGCAGCACUAAAGGAUUUCACAAGAUUUCUUUUACGGGUGUUUUGGCAUGUGGGCAAAAUUGCAUUGAAAUCAUUAUUUCACAUUCAGUACAGCUUUUGAAUGAAAUGGCUAGAUCUAAAGCACACAUAGAAAAGUGCUCUGUACAACUAAGGCCACAUGGCUCUUUGCACAGCAUCGCCAUAGUACUGUUCUCUCAUGUAUGUGCAGUGCUUAGUACAGAUGGAAAUAUACCAGUGGGCUUUCCCUGCCAGUCCCUUGUUACUUCUCUGCAGUAGGAUUCCACACCAGUUUCUUAAGUGGAAGGCAGAGCAGUAGCUCUGCUCUUGUCUGAUGCAAGCAGCAGGAUCCCAUAGGGAUAGAACAUGAAAAACUGCUCUUCUGUACUUGCAGCAUCCCAAGUACAUGUGGAAGAGGAUUACUGGAUUAAAACAUUUCCUAAUAACCUUUAAAUACACCAAGCAUUUCUUCCUAGAAUAAAUAGAACAGACCUGCUAGAUGUCUAGUCAAUAAGAACUGACAUUUAUCUUAAAAACUGGAUCUUAUCAGAUGCACAGAAAAACUGAAGAAAUUUUGCUUAACUGAGCUUCAAGUGGGUAAGAUGGCAUUUUCACAAUAAGUAAAGCUCUCAGACCCAGGGGAAUACAAUCAAAAUACAAGUCAAGCGAAAGUCAAGCCUUUCAGGUGAUAAUAGGUCAUGGUAUGGGGCUGUCAGUGGCCCAAUGUGCUUUUGGAAGCCACUGGGUUGGAAUUGUCCGCUCCAUGAACUGCCUCACAUUUGAUAGAGUCGCCAGUGAUGAAAGUCAAUAAAAUGAUUUUCUGAAAUUCAUAUGCAUGAUACACAAUCCGUCACUUCAAAGAAUCAACAAACCAAACCCUGAACACUGCUUCUGUCACCUUUACAACUGCAUUGCACUUGUGGGGAGAAGAGAAAGGUGAGGAGCCUUGAGAGCUGUCCACCACAUACCUCCUGGUGUUCCAGGAGAGGUGACUCCUCCCUCUUGCCCCCAACUGCUACUACAGGGCUACUCAUGAACCAUCUUGCCUUGAAAGGAGGACAAAUACGGCUUUCCAGAAGUUUCCUCACCCUCCAAUUUGCUGCUACUGUUUCAUUCUAGAGACGCAGUCAUGAUUCUUGAUCUAUUUAUUUUUUUAAUGUAAACCACUUUGUAAGGUUUGCCUGAAAAGCAGCAUUGAGAUAUCGUAAAAUAAAUUGCUAUUGGCUUCUCCUGUACAGCAGAAGUUUUCCACACGUCAUUAGUCAUAUCUGUGCUCAGCCUUCAUAGAGAUGAGGAAAGUCUUCAUUGCCAAGCUGCCUGAAGUAAGGCAACAACACUUCAAGGAACAACUUUCAUCAUAAUAAGGGGGUUUCAGGUGCUCUCCAUAUGCUUUGGAAGAACUCAGAUGGGGCAUGCAGAGCUGCAAAGAGCAGGCUGACCACCAUUGCUGACACACACUGUGGCCACACACAUCUGCAUGUUCGAUCACUAUGUGAGGAAACUCUACAGUCCUUGUAUAAAAUGCCUUUCGACCCCAACCAAAUGCACAGAUUGUGGGGAAGGAGUGCAGGCCACAUGUUCCUACAGUCCCCCUCAGCCAUCUUUUCAACAUAUUGUUGGUCUUUUGAACUCCCUUAAUAUUAGCCCUGCUCAAGGGCACAGGCAGGUUUUUCAGUAUUUAAAUAGGGAUGCCAUGAAACAAUAACCCUGUUCCAUUGUUUUGUCUUCUUUUAAUUGAAGCUUAAUUUGCUCCUGUUUGUACAUUCAUUCUCACCUUCAUCCACAGGGCAUUUCCCACAUUUUAUAAAGUUUUAAAAGCAACAUUUCCUUAUUUACCUUCUUGCUCCAUUUCUUCUCCGAAUUUCUUUGCAGGGAGGGCACAACAAAUGCCUUGCAGACAUACCUAGCUUCUCUCCCUCCCUCCCUUUUGGAGGGAUUUAUUUUUUGAAUGUUGUAUUAGUACACAUGAAGCUGUAAAUAGUCAUGAGCAAAAGAAACCCACAAAGAAACAAAUCUGAGAGCCAGAAGCAUGUAUGUAUAUGGAAAAUGAGCAAACUAACUUGGGGCAAUGGAAAGAAACAUGAAACUGUGCUGGUGGUGGUUCAGUUAUGUCUUACCUGGCUAGCCUUAGACCAGGCAUGUCCAAAGUCCGUUUCAGGGGCCUAAUCUGGCCCUUGUGGCAGUUUAUUUCCUGAGCUAAAAUCCUGAAAGAAACCUUAACAACUUCAAUCCUAAAAAAAGGUCAACAAAUUUGGUUGGCCCUUAUGGCCCUCCUCUUCAUCAAAUCUGGCCCUCUUUGAAAAAAGUUUGGACACCACUGGCUUAGACAAAUAAUGAUAUUUCAGCCAAAUCUGAUGAACAUGUUUGAGGAAUGAGAUAAGAACUGCUGCAGAAUACUUUAUUUACCCUGUCCUGUAUAAAUGAGCGCCAAUGACAUUUAGCUCACUUUUCUUGUACUUUUGGAGUAGUUUUUCUAUGCACUGUACAAACACUUCUGGCACAAAUAACAUCAUUCAGUUCUGUUUCAUUUGUGAGGAGCACUUUACCUUAGAAGAUAUGAAUUAAGAAUAAAGAGCAUAAAACUGCAAUCUAUAUAACUUUGUGGGGGGACACACCCUACUUUAAGGUAGUGGUUCCUCAGGAUGAUUUCAGACCCUUUUACAACCCUAUGAUUCCGUAAAACACGCAGAAUGAAAACCUCUUCUCCACAAUUAUCUUCUUAUGCCCGAUUGCCUUUAAAUAAUACUGUGGAACUAUGUAAUAUAAAGCUGUCAGCAAACAGCAGUUGACCGGGGAAUCCACCCAAGUGGACCAUGAGAGUCCCUUGAAUUCAAAAUGUACCUAAUCCUUAAAGUCAUUCGCAGUUGUAGAAGCCCAGAACAAGUGCUUCAAAAUACAUAUGUAUAUUUAGAAUAACAUAAUUAGCUCAUUUUCCUAUCUACAUGCAGCUGCCUUCCUUGUAGGUGAAACAUGCACAUUAACGUUAUUUGAAUUUGUAAACCCAAAGACUUUAAACUUUGUAACAUCAGUUAUCAGUUAUUAUUUUUAAAGUCACAUCUUAAUCCAUGCACAGAGCACUUCCAUUCCCCCUCCCUUCCUUUCUAACAUUGGCUAUUAAGGACCUCUUUGUGUACUUCAUUUUAUAAGGCAAAAAAAUACCUCUUCGGUUUAUAUUUUGCCUGUUUUCGGAUGCAUGCACGGAGCUGCUUUCUCUGCUGCCGUAAAGAAUGUAAUACAUAAUUGAGCAGCUUUAGCCCCGUAAGCCAGUUUCUUUCCCGAUUCAUCCGUCAAAGUGCUAUGCAAGUGGCCCCCUAAAUUGAUAAAUUCCCACAGUGCCUGUUGACCCAGCUGCCAAGGCCUCAUGCAGCAGGUGUUGUUUUCAUGACCACCCUGACAGUAAUACAAACUGUUUAGCAGUUGCAUUGACCUCACAGCUAUUAACACUGAUACAGGCUCCGCUGGGGACUAGUUUUCAAAUAUGACAGAAUUUCUUAAAGACUAGAGGUCAUGAACAAGUAUACCAUAUAAGAAUAAAUUUGAUAUGCUGCUGGGUUUAAAAAUCUGAAAGCAGGGAAGGCUCUUUUUCUUCCUCCCCACAUCAUUCCCUUGUAGUAAAUCAAGUAAUGAGCUCUUGGCAUGCCUCCCAGCACUGAAAGCAAAUGUACUGAAAAAUCAUACCUGAAGGGGUGCUGUGUUUAUGCUAGAGAAGUAGUUACUUAUUUGUUUUAUUUAAAGAAUUUUUAACCUGCCUUUUAGGGUACACUGCUCUCACAAGGCAGUUUGUAAUAAAAUAAAAUAAAAUACAGUAAUAGCAAACAUACCAUUAAAUUAAAAUCCAUUAUAUUCAAAACAAAAGCAUUAGCUGCUAAACAUUAUUUUUAUGCAGCUGAUUAACCAAAUACAGACUAGGAGGGGAAACAUAUCCAGGGUUUUCUUUAAAAUCAAGAGUGAUGAAGCCUCUGUUGGUGAUUAGGCCUAAGGAGAAAUUAAUUAGAAAAUGUUUGCAUUGCUGUCCUCUGAAGAAAAUUUUUGAUUCUUUCCUUUGGUCCCACUUCCUCUUCCAUCACACCUGGAUAAAGACAAUUUUAGGUGGGAUUUCUGCCACUGACAGGGGAAUGGGGUUAAUUUCAUAACGUCCCCUCAAAUCUCUAAUUGCUGGUGCUUGUGCAUUUGAAUGCAUGUUUGUGUAAACCUGUUGUUGUUCAUUUGUAUACCACCCUUCAUCUGAAGAUCACAGAGAGGUUCACAACAUAAAAAUACAAAAUGAAAACCCAAAAUACAUAAUAAAAGUAAGAACAACAAGAAACAAGAAACCCUUCUCCCACAAACACAUUUAAAAGGGUGUAUAGACUGUUAUCAACCAAAGACCUGCUUAUAGAGAAAUGCUUACGCCUGGUACCUAAAGAUAUAUAAUGCGGGCACCAGGUGAGCCUCCCUGGGGAGAGCAUUCCACAAAUGGGGAGCCACUGCAGAAAAGGCAUGUUCCCAUGUUGCCACCCUCCAGACUGCUUGUGGGGGUGGCACACAAUGAAAUCACUCAGAUGAUGAUUGCAGGGUCUGAGUGGGUUUACAUUGGGAGAGCAGUUGGGCCAGGAUCAAUGUAAAAUGCUCAAACCAUCUUACCCUAGUGAGCAACCUGGCCCCAAAAUUCUGCACCAGCUGAAGUUUCCAAAGCAUCUUCAAAGGCAGCCUUAUGUAUAAUGCAUUGCAGUAAUCUAACCUAGAGGUUACUAGAGCAUAGGCAACAGGCCUUAGACUAUCCAUGUCCAGAUAGGGGCACAGCUGGGCCACCAGCUGAAGCUGAUGGAAGACACUCCACACCAUUAAGACAAACUGACCCUCAAGUGACAGCAAAGGAUCCAGGAAUUACCCCCAAGCUAUGUACCCACUCCUUCAGAGGGGGUGUAAUCCCAUCAAGAGCAUGCAGCCUCUCAUCCAUGCAGUCUAGAGAACUGCCUACUACCAGUGUGUCAGUCUUCUCUGGAUUGAGCUUCAGUUUGUUGGCUCCCAUCCAGUCCAUUACCAAGGCAAGACAAGGGUCCAGCACGCCCGCUGCCACACCUGUAGAUGUAAAGGAGAAGUAGAACUGUGUGUCAUCAGCAUAUGUUGCAGCUUACUGCUUCUGGGCUUGGAAUUGAAACCAAAAGAAAAAAAGAUCCCGUGGACAGGGCUUUCAGGAAGAAAUGUACAUGUCAGCAUGAAACUGCACGCAGGCACACACAUGCGCCAUUAUAUGUAAUGUACAGUGACUGAUUAUGUUGAACACAGGGCUGCCAGAUCACAUCGAUUGAGACUCCUAAGUAUGAAGAUCAGCUUAAGCCUCUGGAACUCCAGUGGUUUGCUCCCCCGACUUGUCCAUGACUCCGGCUUCACUUAUCAUUCUGUUGGCUCUGCUGAGAGGCCAGCUGCCUUUGGCUUUCCUUCAAGUGUCGCCUCACAGCAGCCAUUCCAUCAGGCUCCAGCAGAGGGAGAGAAUGGAAGCAGGGCUAUUCCAUUGGUGCUGAAAGACAAGCUGCCUGUGGCCCUUCUUUUCUCCUCUCAUCUGUCACCCAGUAAUGCACAUUCCAUCAGUCUACCUGAACUGUUUCUAUCCCAACUUGUCAUUGUAAGAACUGUAGCUUUAAGAGCUGGUGUCUAAGUUUUUUUAGCCCCUUCCUCCUCCUGCCCUUUUUCCUUUUAUGUUGUUUCUUCAAGAUAGUAAGCCUGAGGGCUGUGGGCUGCUCUGUGCUGCUCAGGAACUCUUUUUAGCCAAAAUGUGGGGCAAAAUGCUUUCAAUUAAAAAAAUGAUACAAGUGUAACAUGACCCAAAGUAUCCAAUAAUGCAUUUCUGGAGCUCAUGGUAAUAGAAGCAUACAGUAAUAGAAGCAUAGAAUUACAGAGCUGGAAGGGAUCUCAACUCAUCUAGCUCAGCGGCAUUGCAGGAAGUCCACCACCAGAGCAUUCCUGAGAGUUGGCCAUCCAGUCUAUGCUUACAAACCUCUAGCAAGGGAGAUUCCAUACCUUCCAUGGCAGUUUCAGCAUCUGAAGGUUUAUUAUUGUGUGACACUAUCAUAAGACAAGGUCCUCUGUUUAUUUCAUUACACAGUGAAUUCAUGAAAACUUGAUUGCUUCUCUAGGUCCUUUGUGGUAUAUUACAGAGCUGCAAUCCUAAUGUGUGAGUGUGUGGUACUGGGAUAUAUGAUUGCCAACAGACAUUCUGAAUGAUUGAAUCUAUAAUAAUCUGUGUCAGUUUUGGCUUCUGGGCUAUAUGAAUAGAUGGUAGCUUACGUGGGAAUUUUUGUGAGAUUUUUUUUUUUGUGCUCCUAACUUUCUCCAGCAGAGAUUCUCCCACUCUGUUUAAACUGGAGUCCACUGUUGUUAUCUUUCCACCAUCUGAACCAAGCAGCGAUAGAUCAGAAAAGUUCAAACGUACAUGUUAAAAAUAAGAUUAAUUAAGCUACAGCAAACACAGGGAAAAGAAAAAGCAACAUGUACAAAACUAUUGGUUCUUAUGUGAAAUUGUCUAUUAGUCUGCAAACACAGGUGACCUCCAGUUACCUCAAGUUCAGUUCUUACCCCAGGUCCAGUUGUCCCUCCUGGUUCUCCUGUUCUGUGCUUGCUUCAUUACUCUAGUUCCUCAAUCCCAGGUCUCUCUCCCUUCCACCUACACAUACUUCGUUCUUUCUCCCUCUAACUACUCUAACUAUAGUGGGUCAUGGGUUCGAGCCCCGUGUUGGGCAAAAAGUUCCUGCAUUACAGGGGUUUGAACUAGAUUAUUCUCAUGGCACCUUCCAACUCUAUGAGUUAAUGAUUAUUCUUAUGAUGUGUGUAGUUCUAUACACUGGUAGGUAGGUAGAUAGGUAGGUAGGUAGGUAGGUAGGUUGAAUAUGUGCAUGCCAUUUUAGUCCUACAUAUAUAUCUCCGGUAAAAAUAUUAGUAAGAACUUCAAAAAUCAGUAGCACCAUUAUCAUUAACUGCUGAUACUGGUGUGCUUGAAAUGAGAUUUUAAAAAAGGAUGGCAACUUCAUUCUUAUUAGCACCUAAACUAAUUUUUAAAAGUUCUGUUUUUACCAAGAUAGCAGAAUGUCCAAGAGGACUUAGGAGGAGCUAUUGAACUGUAAAGCAGUGUGACCAGGCUUCUAUGAAAAUAUUGUUGCUGGCUAUAAUGUUUGCUGAAUAAGAUAUUGUUCUAAAACAGAGGAUUUCAUCAUCAUAAAAACUCUUAAAAUGUAUGCAAGAUAUACUUUUCCACAACUUCAUAAACUGUUGCAUGGACCAUUUUAAACAGCUUUCUUUGGGAGGAAAAAAAAUGAAUCCAGUCUAUGUGUAAACAAUUUCUCUUUGACCCUGACUUUUAAAUACGUAUGUUGCCUGUAUAUUUUUCUACAGGCCUUUAGUCCCAGAAGAAUGCAAAAGAACAGCUCUUCCUGCCCAGAUAUUGACAUCUGAAUGCUCAAGGCAUUGUCGAAAUGGGCACUGCACUCCCACGGGAAAAUGCUGCUGUAAUCAAGGCUGGGAAGGCGAGUUCUGCAGAAUUGGUUAGUAUUCCGUUCACAAUAAUUCAUGGAAAUAGCAAGCUUCCAUCAACUUCUGACAAAAGUUGGGUUUUUUUUAAUCCAUAUAUUUUAAAUUCCUCAUUUACUCAAGCUUCUAUCAGCAAGCAAUGAAUGGGUGGGAGGGGAAGGGAAAUCACAAAGAGCAAGAGACUCGGAAAUUUGCUUUCAUCAAAUGACAUGUGUGCAUUUGAUAAACUGUGCCAAAGCUAUCCUGGAUGUUGCUCAUAUGUAGUCUGUUUGGGACCACUGGAAUGAAACGACACACAUCUGGGGACUAACACUGUUACCAAACAUAAACAUUCAUUUGCCAUCCUUCAAAUGCUUCUCCACACUUUCAGUCAAUUUCUCUGUGCACACAAGAGGAGCUAACCUGUGGAAAUAGACCUUAGGAUGAGAAGAUGGAAGUGGGAUACAGGUUAAAUAGAGAGAAUGAGUGAGGCAAGGAAACCUCUGAAGCAUGCAGCCAUAGAGUCCUUGAGGGACAUCUGUUUCGCUAUACUGUUCAAAGACCAGAAGGAACUUCCUACAGUCAUUCUGUUCAUUGGAGACAUUCUGACCACCGCCACCUGGCCAGCUAAGGGCAAUGCACUCCAGAAAGGGAUCCUAGUGAGUUAGAACAGUGUCUAUGGAUGUAAUAUGUACCCUGUACAAGACUCUCUGUUGACCCUCCCAAUGUUCACUCUGAAUGAGUUGGAGCAAAAUAAAACAUAUCAUUUUUAGAUUAAUUUGUACAUUUCACAGCCAUAUUUUUUUUUAAAAAAAACUUAAUUUUAAAAUGGAGCUCUUGAUGGUUAGAAUUCCUUGCAGCUCCAGGAAUUUCUUCACCAAAGAAAAAGACAAUGGCAGACCAUAUGCAGAAUAACAGUUGAUAAGAAUGUGGUAGACUCCCUAAAUCAGAGAGAUACUUUCAUGAGCAAGGUAUUCUUUUACAUAUUUCUGUUAUAUUUUUAUCCAAGUUUCUUUUCCCCAUCCCAUAAUGUAUCAUGGCCUAUUUUAUAUUCUGAGAAACAGACAAAAGCAAAUGGUUCAUUUUUUUGGAAAUAACUAAAUAAAUCCAUACUGCUGCCAUUAUGAUAGAGAAAUAGUUCCCAUUUUGUACAUAUGGAUUUUUUUCCUGAUUCUUGGGAAAGCCUCUACAUAAGAGUUUUUUGUGUGUGUUUUUUACAGCAAAAUGUGAACCAGCCUGUCGACACGGGGGUGUCUGCAUACGACCAAAUAAAUGCAUGUGUAAAAAAGGAUAUCUUGGUCUUCAGUGUGAGCAAAUGGAUAGAAACAUCCGAAGAGUGACAAGGGCAGGUAUUCUUGAUCAGAUCAUAGACAUGACAUCCUAUUUGCUGGAUCUAACCAGCUACAUUGUAUAGUGUCUGGGACUUAUUUGGAUACCACAUUUUCAAUGGGCAUUUGUUUUUCAAAUCUUCUCUUCUCUUCUCUCUCUCUCUCUCUCCCCCCCCCACCACCAAAAGACUCUUGUCCUGCUUUGAAACUCCAGUGAUUCCACUGGGUUUGUAGAUCUGCCUUUUUACCUUUUCAGAGAAGCAAAAACGUACAAUUCACGCACAAACAUCUGGUUGCAUAACUAGUGGAAUUCCAAAAUUUUAUUUCCUCAUGUGAAGUAGUUUACACAGAAAUGCCACUGUUACCACAAAUAAUUUCCAAUGGUGUCACUAUGAAUUAUUUGAUAUCCCACCAUUUUUUGUGUAUAACUAUCUGAGUAUAGCAAUCAGAAAAGGAGUUUUGAAACUGUUGGCCAUUAUUAAAUUUUGAUUUUAACCAUGGUUAAUAUAUUUGGCAGGUGGAUUCAAAUGACCAGUUGCCAUCCAAUUCAUGUAACAAUAAACACAUUGGUAAUUUUUUCCCCUUCCAUUAAAAGCUGUUCUCCAGGAUGGGAAAAGGGUAUUGUAGUAAGAGCUAUUAUCCACUGGAAUCUUCAAAUGAACAAAUUAUGACGUUAAAAUUGCAGUUACCAUAUCAAAAAACAUGACCAUGUGAAUCUACCCCACCAUUCUAAGACAAUGUUUCGGAACUCCUGAAUGCAUUCUUAUAUAGGCAAUUCAUUGUAAGAUUGUAAUCUACACUUCUAUCAAUGUAACAGAAUGUUAUGCACUUAACUACUUUAUCUGGCAUAGAUGCAAAAAUCUGGCUAUCGCAGCUUAAUUUCCACACUGUUUCAAGUUCUUCAUAAUUAAAUUAUAUCUGCAUAUUUUAAAACCAGUCAUUGUAGAAGGUCUGUUUUUUUGUUUUGUUUUGUUUGUUUUGUUUUGGUUUUUUUUACUGAAUAUCUUAUUUAACAAUGGGCAGUGGGUUUGUGUUACAUAUUUAUAUUAUUUUAUUUUAAUUUUUUAUAAUAUAGACAUCAUCUAGAUGAACAGCUUUGCCAUGUCCUGUCAAAUACUAAAGUUACAUUUUUCUCCAAAUUAAUUGGAAUGAUGGGGAGCGAAAGGGCAAACACACUCUUUAAUGUGUUGUGGACAUAAUGUAGAAAUGUAUCCUUGUGUCAGCCUUUGUUCGUAAUCGACGGAGAAACAGCUGCAGCCAAUCAACCAGUCGCUGCAAAUGUUGAUAGAGUUCUUUCCACUAUAUCAGGACUGGCCCAUUUUUAUAUGGUAUAUGAAUUUAUUGCAGAAUUCACAUUGAAUGGAACUUCACUGGAUGGGAGCUCACUUUAGCUAAAGUCUUGCCUGUGUUAAGAGGACACUUGUACAAAUCAUUAAAAUUAUGAUUAUUGCCAAAUAUGGUUCAAAAUGUAAAUGUUUCUUGGAGAGUUAACAUAAUGCUGUUUCCUUUUUGUAAAUGUAUCAAUAAAUUUGAUGUACAUGCUGUAUUCAGAAUUGUUAAAGUAUUGAUUAAUAUUGGAACUAUAGGAUCACCCUCAGAAUUUAAAAUGCUUAUUCCUGCAAUACUUGUGCUGUAGUCUGUGUGUUCAUACUUGCGGUGUAUAUCAAUUUCUCUUUGUGCUAUUGUUUUUGCAGAGAAGUCUUCCCACACAGAGAGAAGGGAAGAGCAAGGGUGCCCUUCGUCCCACAGUUCAUCAAACACCUGUUCCUCCUACACCAACAGUGUGCAAUGUUUUAAGCAAUGUAGCCUGACACUUUGACCAAACAUCCCCAGCCUCCUUGACAAUGGUAUCUGUAGGAGAGGGAACGCAUUUAUAAGAGUGAGUUCUUCAGUCACUAAAUGAAAUCAAGCCAUUUCUUCAUAAAUUUUAGUACUGCUGCAAUUUGUAAGCAAAACGCAAUAGGUAAGCUGUUGGUGUCCAAACAUCUGUUUUAGAGACAGCAGAAGGAAGCAGCGCUUGCACUUGCCAUCCACCUAUGAUUCCUCUUGGGUUUCAAGUGACCUCCUGACAAAUGGAAAUUGGUUGAGAAAUCUUGGUCGAGUGCUUAGUGAACAAUGGGGCAGCAUUAAAAAGUGCAUGCAUAAUUUUGCACAAUGUAGACCCAACUGACACUCUAUUCAGAGAAGGUUCAGGAUUAAAUGAGCAUGGAGACCAAAUUACCCUCUUACCCCAGAAAAGGGUGGUCUCUUCCAGUCCUGCUAGCACGUCAUUGGCUAAGCAGUGUGACAAAUCUCGCAAUGAACCCUGCAAUAGCCUGCAUCUGUAGGUUAAUAGCAGCCCUUUGUCUCCAUUGCUUUCUCCCUAUAGUCUUUUUACUGAAUCACAUCACAAAAAGUUUUACAAUUAAAAAAAAAUGUCCUGGCAACCAUUUUUGUACAUUGACCUUACCUCCUAAUCUUCUCUUAUUCAACGUGGGGGUGGCAUUAACAAAAUGUGAACUUCUAGAGAAUGAGGCAGCUGUCUAAAUCUAUCAAAUCGUGCUGUUUUAUUACACAUUACACUGUUCACAUAGCUUUGCCAGAGUAAGAGUGAAGUUACUGCACGUUUACAAGCAACUCACAUUUAGAUGAUUCAAAUAGCUGGUAUUUCCAUGCAGACCUAGGUGAGGGAGAAAGAGAGGGGUUUUUUCAUAGCUAGCAAAACUUCAUCUAUGACAAGCAAAUAUGUUCGGUUCCUAUGUUUUUCAAGCAAUUUAAACAAUAGCAGGUAAACUGUGGUAACAAGAGCUCAAGGCUGCAUUCUUAUAGAAGGUUAAAAUCUUGAAGUGAGUAAAUAUGUCAACCACACACGUUGGUUCAUAAAAAAACACAGGGAUAUAUAAUAACUGAAAUCAUGGCAUUAUUUUGUUAGUGAUUAUACAAAAAAAAAACACCUCUUGCCAAUUUGCAAUAACUAAUUGCAGUGCAAGUGGCAAUGACACAAAGUCUGUUUUAUAAUAUUGAACUGGAGUAGCAGCUGAAACAGCCCAAACUACACAAUUAAAAUAUUGAAUUAGAAUAAUAUGGAAAGGAAUGUGUUUCUGUGAACGUCUCCUACAAGUGUAUAAUAUAGCAUGAGAACUCCCUGAUGGAAAUAAAUUGUUUUCAGUAAAUUUACUGAAAAACUAAGCUGCAUAUUUAUGAAAAGCACCACAAUUAUUGAAGAAGUCAGUGGAUGACUUUAAGCCUUAUUUCUAAAAACUGCCCUUUAAGCCUUAAAAAGAGGCUUAACAGAAUAUAGUAAUUACCUUGAGUAAUGGCAUGCAAAAAUAUGUAAAUUAUUUCUGUGACAAUUUCAUUGCUAAUUAAGCUCACACCAUGGCAACUCACAAUGCGACCCUAAAAUUGAAGUUUACAAUGAAACUUUUGCCCCCAGUAAAAAUUAAGGUCGGUGGGGCAAUCAGUUAAUAGGCUCAAAGAAGAGCAUAUGACUUUUGUACUUGGGCUCAAGCUUUUCUUUCAUCAGCCUCUCCUGGUCUGCAAUUCUAAUGAGGUUUUUUUGAAAUAUUGUCUUUGUUUCCACAGCAAUGAUAUUUUGGGGUAGAAAGUGCUCUCAUGCGUAAAAAACUCUGCAUAUGCCAGUGCAUAUGCUUAUAUCUACUUACGAAGUUGAAUGGAUUUCAAUAAUUUUAUCUCUCACCUUUAAAGAACAAUGCAAACAAGAAAGCUCUUAUGAAAAAUAUUUAACUAAUCAUGUAUAAAUAACUAUAGCAACCGUUAAUCAGUGACAAGCUAAUAUUUGUGUGUAGACCCACUGGUCUGCCAUUACAUGACUCUUGAGAGCCUGGAUAUUUGACAGAAAUGUCACAGUUCUUGUGAUAUUAAGGUGCCAUCAUUAAGCUAUUCUCUAAUUAGUUAUAGCAGGCCUGUAUAUUUUCUUCCGUCAGCUGACUAUUAUGUUGCAUGUCCAGGGCAUACGAUUAGGCCAAAAGCCACAGACUGGCACUCAACAAAGUCCACGUUAAAGGAACUGCAUGAAAUUUGGGGCAUGUCUAUGUAUGUUGUCUGGGAUUUAUAUCCCCCCAUGUUCCAUAUUCCUAGAUAAUUGGGGACAGGGUUGCAGCCUUAAGGGCUAAAGUUGUACCAUUGAAGGUGCAGUGAUCAGUUGGUACAGUCAAAGGUAAGAGAAAUCUAUGGAUGUAGAGAGGCCCAGGCUAUCAAUGGAAUUAUCAUAGAAUUAAGUACUGGUAAGUAAAACAUGGGCAACUCUAUUUCCAUUUAUUUCCUUUAUCUAUGACUGCACAAAAUAACUGUGUCCAGAACUGCAGAGGGCUGCUGAACUCUUACGUUCCAAACAUGCUAGAUUUUCAGGGCUCAGCUUCCUACACUGAUGCUGGAUGGGAUGAUGUCAGUACACUUCAUAAUAGCAGGGUGCUUGGUCAUGCUUGAAGUCUGAAUAUGCUGGUCCUGUGCUAGGUGGAUAAAUUAUCUGGGUCUCACUCUACGCCUCUCUGGUGCUUAUGCCCUUCAGUACCUGACUGCAUAGUGAGGAAAUCAUGUAGACAAGUGCAAAACAAAACCCAUUCCUGCCCCACUCUCAACUGGCACCUAUAAUGGCAUACAGAGAGCAGUGGUUCUGCCCUUUGUGAUAAGCUAGACAAUGCAGUAUUUUGGGUUUCCUCAUCAUUCCUUAUCACAAGACAGUGUCAUCUGUGUGGAAUGUUAAGGAAACAGCAAGGCUGAGGUUCCCUUAUGUUCGGAGGCAGUAAUGCUUCGGAAUACCAGUUGCUGGGAACCACAGGAGAGGAGAGUGUUAUUGUGCUCAAAUCCUGCUUAGUAAUUUCCCACAAGCAACUGGUUGGCCACUGCGGAAACAGGAUGCUGAACUAGAUGGGCCAUUGGUCUGAUCCAGCAGACUCCUCUUAUGUUCUUCAUCACACUAAAACAGGGCUCUGCUUUUCUUGGUUUCAGCUCUUUAGCAUUCCUAGCCUAAUGAUUAAUCUGUCAAGCAGAACAAAGAGUAACUCUUACUGUUUUGAAAACAAAGCACCAGUACAACAGGAUACAUGCAGAGAUAUGUGGCUAGUCCAGUUAGGAGGAGGUGUGAACAAAUGAAGAAGGCAAUCCUAUAUCUGUUCCCAUGCCUCUGGAGUAACGAGCAGUGAUGUUCAUAGGUCCAUUCCUGUACCAAGCCUGCAGAUCUUGCUCAGCACAACUUCCCUGUAACAUGAUAAUUUGCAGGAUUGCAUUUACAAGGAGCAAGGGAUGGCUUUUUAUGGCAUUUUUACGAUUUAAAAGUUUUCAAUUAUUUUAAAAUAAGUGCAGCUCUAACACUGAUUUCACACAUGAUUAUAGAUAUCCUCAUUCUAUAUGUAGCAUAUCUUUAUCACACUAGUGUAUAUAGACAUCAUAAUGUUAUCAGCUAAAACAUGGGAGACAUGUGUUUGAACAAGGAAGAAAGGAGCCAUAGCUGAAGUCUUGGUUUCCAAUGCUACACAACAAAGCCUACAUAUUGUUAAUGAAGUUUAGUAUAUUACAUAUUUGUAUUUCUCCUUCAACUUUUCAAACAUUGUCUGCUUGCUUAUAUAACAAUAAAACAUCUACUUUUUAAUCAC